UCUACACACAGUUACACAGCACAUCAUUUUUCUCUUUUAAUUUACUUCCUGGUAGAUAAACAGUAAAGAAUGGUUGUUAAUUUCAGUUUCUCUUUUGCACGGCAGUUAUUAUUUUUAUUUGGAGGAGAACUUUGAGAGGUAAGUUUGAUAAUAAUUUAAUAUCUAAUUUAUUUGUCUAAGUAAUUAUAAAUAUAUGGAAUAUAGCAUAUAAAUUAUAUGUGUUUUCAGUUUCAAAUAUAUAAAAUAAAAGAAAUUUUUGGCUUAUUGUAGUUUUUUUUUUUGUGUUUUGUGUUUAAAAAAAAAAGUAAAAUGUGGUUAACCAGUAAUACAAAUUGUAAAGGAACAUUACAAAUAAUGUUGAUAACUUUGAAGAAUUAAUAUUGUGUGUGAAUAUCUUGUAGUUCAAGUGUACAAUGAUGGAAUGAAAAAAAUGCUGACUUUUUUUUAAGUUCAUUAAAUUUAUACAAAGGGAAAUGUUUAAAAGAAAUAAUUGCCAAAUUUUAAAACAAAUCAAUAUUUAUCACUUACAUGUUUUAACAUAAUCUAAACAUUAUGAUUUAUCUAAGUCUACACGCAACAAACAAAGUUAUUUUUGAUUAUUCUUCCUGGUUUUUCAAAUGUUGUUAUGUUUAAUAUGAAGGACAAUUUCAACAUGUAGGCUUGAUCAAUAAUUUAUCUGAUGUAAUGAACUCAGUAAUAAAGCAGAUAAUCUUUGUUAUUUUUGAAAGAAAAUUUAUUUUUUUUGCAAUUUAAAAUGCAUUAAAAUAUUAUAAUACCUAUAUAUUUUUUUUGUGUGUGUUUUACCCUUGUUUUAAAGAAUGCAAAAAGACAUUUUAAGUAUAUAUAUCUAUAUCUAUCAAUCUAUCAAGCGAUCCAUCAAUCUAUCAAUAUAUCAAUCUAUCUAUCUAUCUAUCUAUCCAUCUAUCUAUCCAUCCAUCCAUAUAUCUAUCUAUCUAUCUAUCUAUCUAUCUAUCUAUCUAUCUAUCUAUCUAUCUAUCUAUCUAUCUAUCUAUCUAUCUAUCUAUCUAUCUAUCUAUCUAUCUAUCUAUCUAUCUAUCUAUCUAUCUAUCUAUCUAUCUAUCUAUCUAUCUAUCUAUCUAUCUAUCUAUCUAUCUAUCUAUCUAUUUAUCUAUCUAUCUAUCUAUAUAUCUAUCUAUCUAUCCAUCUAUCUAUCUGUCCAUCUAUCUAUCUGUCCAUCUAUCUAUCUAUCCAUCUAUCUAUCUAUCCAUCUAUCCAUCUAUCCAUCCAUCCAUCUAUCCAUCUAUCUUUUUAUCUAUCUAUUCAUCUAUCUAUCUAUCCAUCUAUCUAUCUAUCCAUCUAUCUAUCCAUCUAUCUAUAUUUCUAUCUAUCUACCUGUCUUAGAUUUUUUUUAAUGCUAGCAAAACUUACCAAAUCUUUAUUAUUGUGACCAAUUCAAAACAUAAAAUUCAUACUAUUGGUUUGCAGGUAGUGCUGAAAUCUGUAAUUAAGUUAAAUUGUUUAAAAUAUAUUAUAUUUCCUUUUCUGCUAGAUAUACUUUGAUAGGCUUUCAAAUAAAUGAUAAUGUUUGUUUAUUCUCACAUAGCGAUUGUUCAACAGAAAAACUUCUGUUCUUUAAUUAUUUCAGCCCAUAUAAUUUCUUUCUCAACUUUAUAUAGUUCGUAUUUUUUGUUUCAUCUCUAUUAAUUCUCUGAUACAGUAAAGUCUGGGACAAUAUGGAAAUGAAGAGAACUAAUUACAAUUUUUAAAAAAAAUCCGUUAGAUCAAACUAUAUAUCCCCUUUGAACAAUUUAAACUUUUUGAAACAUUCUAGAUUAAAUUGAAUAACAUCCUUGAAACUUGUGUGACAUUUCUUUUCUAAUCACAUCUUGAAUAAGAUAAAAAUCAAGAACAAAUAUAAUAAUUUUAAUAUUUUAUCUUUUAAUUUAAUCGAGGGAAACAAGGGGCCGAUUUUAUAAAUUAUCAAUUUAGUUAUGCCUGAGAUAAAUUGCCCUUUAAAAAUCAGUGAGAUUAAUAAUUAAGUAAGAAUUUAAAAUUCAUCACAUUCAAAUCUACUUUAAUGCAAUAGUUAAAGCUUUUGUUUUAUAAUUAUCGAACUCCCUGGGAAAUUCUAAAACUGUAUAUGGUUAGUUUUAAAUCCAUCAAUAUUUCCAUACCAAGCUAGGCAUAGAUCCAUCAAUACAAAUAGAACUUAAUUUUUUUUUUCCCGGUGGGAUCCUGAUCCCGGUUGGAUCCGAAUAGCUGUAGGAGUACGAUUCCGGUAAGGUACCGAUCUCGUUAGGUUUGAGUUUUCCGAUGGGUUUUCGAUCCGAGUGGGAUACCGAUCCUGUUAGUAUCCCGCUUCUCAGUGGGAUGUUUCAUUAGUAGGAACGAAUUUACUCUUCCGGGUCGCCGGUUGGCAAGUCUGUGGUGGCUUGUCAAUUAGGAGGCGUCGGCCACUGACCCCAUCGACGUUAACCGGGAAACACAACCACUGGGCGCGUCCUGCGUGGACAGACCAAGGGAUGUGCUCGGUACCUGCCGUACAUAAAACAGCUCCUACAUGGCUGCCAGUUGUGAUAUUUCCCAACUGGAACAAUAGGCAGUAACAGGGUAGGAAUUAUGAUAACAAGUUGCCGUUAAUGGAUAUGAGGCGAGAGGCGAAGGUGGUAACAUGUGGCCGAUGAUUCUUAGUACGCAGCCCUGAGAAGCUGCUCCAAGGCAACCGUUAUGCCCCAGCUGCAUUGCCAAUUAAUUGCGUUGUGGAAUCCCACUGUAGAAUCCCUCUUAUAGGGCGUCUAACGCUUCCCCAGGAGGGGUGGGGGAAGAUAUUAGGACGUAAAAUUUUCCAUCCCGACUCCUGAGAAAGUCGAUCGUGUGCACUGUGCGAAAUAACACAGUGUCGGACCGAUCGGGUGUCUUUGGGUUAGGACGGCCCCCGGCGGACACCUGGUCUAGCAGACUCGGGUGGGGGCCAUCCUGACAAAGGGACAUCCCCGACUUGACGCUUCGUGGCCCGAUACCGGGUUGGGGAGGGGUGUUAUUGGGAGGGCAUAAAGAGCGCAAGCUCGACGGUCCGCUGACGCCAUUUCUUAAUGUAAUAUUUCAGAUAGAAUCCCAGCCCCGGUUUGAUCCCGUUACCCUAUUUGAUCGCGUUACCACUGGAUUUAAUUUACUGCUGGAUCUCGUUAACGAUUCUAUAAGCAUUUAUAUCCCUUUACGUGUUCCCACAUAACUAUAUAUACUUUUCUUGAACAUUAUAAACUAAAUUUAAUAAUCUCAUCAAAACGUGUAAACAAUAAUUUUCUAAGUAAUAAUUUUAUGAACUCGGGUUCAUAUACAACUAAAUCCACUUUAAUAGCUAUAACGCAUUUAAGUUAAAAGAGGUGUCCCAGUGGAGAACCCAUUCUAAAAAAUUACCCAAUCAGUUUUUAAUAAAAUGGGAACCUAAAUAAAAUAAUUCAGAUAAAUUAUGGAGUUUAUACGUAAAAUUUGUUCAAUUAAAAUUGGUUUAACAAUGCCUUUAUAUAUAUAUAGCUUUGUAAAGUUAUUGACAUUGCUGGAAAAUUCAAGAUUUGAUAGACUUAGUUUUAAAUCCAACUAUAUUUCAAUAAAGACGAUGAAGUGUAUUGCUACCACGCUAGGCCUACAUCCAACAAUUCACAUAGAAACUACACCCUUGUCAAAGACUAUUGAUAUUUAUAUAGCUUAUAUUAGGAACAAUGAAAAUGGGGCCCCCGGUCAAAGAGGGAUGGAUAUUAUGAGUUCAGUACCUUUCGGUAUUUGAAUAUUGAUAAUAAAGUGUAUGUGUACUUAGUUUGAUAAGGAUCCAACAAUUCAUGUAGGAUGUUAAGCCUAUUUAUUUUUAUAUAAAUAGUUAAUAAUAGGAAAAUUUAAUGGCGCCCCCUGCCCCUUAAGAAUUGAUAUUAUCCGUUCAUUACUCUUCAGUAUUUCUAUUUGUAUUAAUAAGUGUAUGUGUAAUACUUUUCUUAAAGAUCCAUCUAAUCAGGUAUUUGUUUCCAAUUUUAUUUAUAAAGCUUAUGUAAGAAUAAAAAAACGAAUUCGUGGACCCCGAUUCCAAACGGAAUGUCAUAAAACAAUUCAAAACCCCUUAUAAGUUUCAUUCCGGAUGAUGAUGGAUAUAUGUGCCAAGUCUGGUCAAGAGCCAUCAAUCCAUUGAAUGUGUACUAAGUUUGGUCAAGAUCCAUCCAUUUAUUUCGUAGUAUCAAUUGUUAAUUUUAUUUAAAUAGGUCAUUUUGGAAAAAAAAGAAGUUUUGGGCCUCCGGCCGCAAAUGAAAAUGUUAUAAAAAAUCAUAACGCCUUAUGCUUUCUUUCUGGAUAAUGAUGGAUAUAUGUGCCAAGUUUUGUCAAGAUCAAUCAAUCCAUUUUAAAGCCUUUGUGGAACAAAAAAGCCACAAAUUUCAACUUACAUAUAUACUACAUAUAUAUAUAUAUACUACCCGAUAUACCCGGCGUGGCCCGGGAUUGCAUAGGACGCCAUCCUGGUUGGACCCCCGAUCCCAUUUCUGACACCGAUCCCAUUUGCCGGUGUGAUCCCGAUCCCGGUGGAUCCAUUCAGGUUUAGGAUCCCGAUCCCGCUGGGAUCCCGUUCUCUGGUGGGAUCCUGAUCCCAUUUGGAUAAAAAUUAUGAUGGUAUCCCGACCCCUUUGUUUCUAUUCCGUAUAUAAAAAAUUACUCAGUGUAACUAACUCCAGAACAGUAUGGAUAUGAUUAGAAGUAAUUAACAUUUCAAUAUUCCCUUAGAUUCCAAUAUAUAUCCGUUUUGAACAAUUUAAAACUUUCUGGAACAUUCUAGAUUAAAUUUAAUAACCUGUUCGAAACAUGUGUAAAAACUACUUCCUUAUCUAAUCAUUGUUCAAAUACGAACAAAAAUCUUCAACAAAAACCAAUAUUUUAAUCUUUUUUCUUUAAGUUAAUAAAGGGGCACUGGGCAGGGGGUCAUUCAAUAACUGUACCGAUAUUGUUAUACCUGAGCUACGGGGCCCUAUGAAAUCAGACAGAUAAAUAAUAAAGAUACAAUUUAAAAUGUAUCCCAUUAAAAUCUACAUAAAAUAUGACAUAGAUAUAGCUUUUUUUUAAAUUCUAGAUUGGAUAUUAUUAGUUUUAAAUCCACCAAUAUAUCCAUACAGCCAAUGUAUGGUAUUGCUACAACGCUUUGCCUAUAUCCAAAAAUUCACAUAGAAACUAUAGUGUUGUCCAAGCCUAUUGAUAUUUAUAUAGCUUAUAUUAGAAAAGAUGAACUGCCUCCCCCCCCCCUCCGGGCCCCAGAGAAAUGGAUAUUUCUCAGUGGAUCCGGAUGCGCUACUGAUCCCGUUAAGAUACCGUUCAUUGAGGGAUCCCGUUCCACCUAGGGACUCUCUUUUCCGAUGUUAUCCCUGUUCCUCAUGGACCCGUUACCCGAUGGGAUCUCAAUGGUAUACUGUUCCCCGAUGGAAACGCGUAACCGAUGUGUCACAUUAGGUUCCUGUUUCUCUAUGGGAUCAUGCUCAGUUAGAUUUUGUUUGAAUACGCUUUUAGAUUUAAUUAUAUAUCCCUGUAGAAAAAUAUAGAACAUUCUAGAUUAAAUUUAAUAUCCUCCAUGAAACGUGUAAAAAUUAAAUUUCUGCGUAAUUAUUCAUCGAAUGCGAAAUAUUACACAACUAAAUUGUGCUACUAACUAUAAUACAUUUAAAUUGAUAUGUUGGCCCCGUAUGGGGCCCAUUUAAUAAAGGACCGUUUUAUAUAUGUCUGUGAUGUGGGGAAGCCUAUAAAAAUCAUUGAGAUAAAUUAUCAAAUUAAAACUUUUCCCAUUAAAAGUGUUUUACAAAUGCCGUAGGCAUAGCGCUUUCAAACUAUCGAGGUUUCUAGAAAAUUCUAGAUUGGCCUUGAAUGGAUUGGAUAUUAAAUCAAACGAUAUUUUAAAACGGACUAAGAAUAAUAAUCCUACAAAUCUAGGCCUAAAUCCAACUAAUCUCAUAGAACCUAUGGUGUUGUGUAGCCCUAUUGAUAUUUAUAAAGCUUAGAUCAGAAAAAAAUGAAAUUGAGCCCCCAGCCUAAGAGGUAUGGAUAUUUUCAGUUUUAUCCUUCGUUAUUUGAGUAUGGAUAAUCAAGAUCAUGUGUCUUAAAUUUGGUCAAGAUCCAUCUAUUCCUGUAGAAGUACUAAGCAUAUUGCUAUUUAUAUAGCUUACAAAAGGAAAAAAAAGGAAAUGGGGCCCUUGGCCGCGGAGGGAUGAAUAUUAUAUGCUAAAAACCUUCCCUUAUUUGAAUAUGGAUAAUCAAAUGUAUGUAAAUUAAGUUUGGUCAAGAUCCAGAUAUUCAUGUAGCAGGAUAUGUAGUUAAUUUUAUUUAUAUAUAUCAUACAUGGAAAAAAAAUCAAACCUCGGUGCCCCCGGUUAUGACUGUUCCAAGUAGAGUUUCGAAAUGAAAACUGAUUCUAUUUUGUAAGUAAGUCGUAAGGAAUAUAUCUGCCUAAUUUCAGGCUUCUAUAUCUGCAUGGGAAAUUGGAGAAAAUAGGUCAUAAAAUAAAUAAUAAAAGGGGCCAAUGGCCACAGAGGUAAGAAUAUUAUGAGUUAUGUACCUUUCCGUAUUUCACUAUGGCUAAUCGAGAGUAUAUCUACCAAGUUUGGUCAGGAUCCAUCUAUUCAUAUAGGAGUACUAAGCAUAUUGCUAUUUAUCUACUUAUAUAAGAACAAAUGAAAAGGGGGCCCGACCCCAGAGGGAUGCAUAUUAUGUUUUAAAUACGUUUCAGUAUUUGAAUAUAGAUUAUCAAAUGUAUGUAAUUUAAGUUUGGUCAAGAUCCAAACAUUCAUGUAGCAGUAUUUGUUGUUAAUUUUAUUAAUAUAUAUCAUAUAAGAAAAAAAAAUAUUCAGGGUCCCCGGUUGUGACCGUUCUGGGUAAACUUUCAAAAUGAAACCUGAUUAACUUUUGUAAGUAAGACGUAAGGAAUAAGCCUACUAAAUUUGAUGCUCCCAUCUACAGGGGAAGUGGAGAAUGAGUGAUGAGUGAGUGAGGGCUUUCAUUUUUUUUAGUAUGGAUAUGAAAAAAAUGAAAUUGGGCCCAUGGCCCUAGAGGAAUGUAUAUAUGAAUUUAGUACACUUAAGUAUUUGCAUAUUGAUAAUCAAAAGUAUGGGUACUAAGUUUGGUCAAGAUCCAUCUAUUCAUGUCGGAGAACUAAGCUUAUUAAUGGUUGUAAGUUUUAUAUUAGGAAAAAUGAAAUGGAUCCCGGUCCCACAGGGAUGGAUAGUAUGUGUUAAUUACACUUCGGUAUUUGAGUAUGGAUAAUAAAAUAUAUGUAUAUUAAGUUUGGUCAAGAUCUAGCUAUUCAUGUUGCAGAAUUUGUUGAUCAUUGUAUUUAUAUAGCUCAUAUAGGAAAAAGUGACACUUUGGACACCCGGCCCCAAAAAAUAUAGAGUUUUAAAAUGACACCAGCCUAAUUUUUAUAAUUAAGCUGUAAGGAAUAAAUCUGCCAAAUUUCAGGCUUCUAUACAGGAGAAAGUGGCGAAUUAGUUAUGAGUCAGUGAGGGCUUUGCCUUUUAUUAGUAUCGAUAACAACAAAAAAAAGAAAUGGGGCCUUCGGCCCCAGAGGGAUGGAUAUUAUGAGUUAUGUACCCUAAAGUAUUUGAAUAUUGAUAAUCAAGAGUAUGUGUACUAAGUUUGGUCAAGAUAUGGUUACAUCAUCCACAAUAAUGAGAUAAAUGCAACGUGGAUCCUCGGGUCCUGUUCGUGGCUUCUUAGGACGUUCAUAGAAGUGAAAAAACAGCAAUGCGAUGCAAUAUAAUUACUUCAAGGGUGGAAGAGAAUUGUCUAAUUCUUUACCUCGUGGCAAAUCCGGGCUCAGCGCUUUUUAUGGCGUUCACGCAGGUAGAUGUUAAGGCAGUACAAUACAGAGAUCAAUUCACUGUGUAAGUGGAAACUUCAUCCUAUGUACUUCUUGGCUUUUCAGGGCUCAGCGCUUUUAAGGGUGUUCACGAAUGUAGAUGAUAUCAGUCACAACUGUAACUUCUGGUAUACCUCUACAUUUGUAAGCUGUGGUGGGUGUAUGUAAGACUUCCCAUUGGGAGUAAAGUCAAUCAGCACGCAGUCCUAUAGUACUGGGAGUAUUUUUUAUAUUUUUAUAAAUAAGCUUGAAUUUUGUUACGCAUUUUAGAAUCGGAUAUGACGUUGAACUUGUGUUUUUCCUUUUUUUUUUUUUAAUUAUAAGUAUUGCUUAAAUAGAAUAUUAUAAUUUUGGUGUUGUUUUGUGUUAAGUAAAGACAUUUUACUUGAAUCGAUGGGUUCUUGAGUAAUUAAAUAACACACUUGACAACGGAGGUAUUGAACUAUGGUAAUAUCGUGAUUGUAACGCUGGAAUUCAUGAUUUAUAAUUGAAUGAAAUUAAACAACUGAAACUCUCUUGCCAACAAUGAACGAACCUAUUGUGUCACGUUUUCGUGUAAUCAGAUGAAUGAUCCUAACGUGUGAAAAUUAUUAUUGUUUGCAAUAUUGUCAAUUAAUUGAAUCGAAUACGAAAUGCGACAUUUCAAUUUGUGUGUGACCUAAAAAAUUGAGUUAAUUGUGAAAUACCAUUGCUAAGAACAGAUAUCACAUGCAUUUGCAAUAUUCGCCACAAAGCAAUAACUUUGCUGUCAAAUCAAUUGUGCCACCUAAACAAAAAGCUAUCAGGUGACACACGCAAAUCGAAAUAUUUCUUGGCAAACUUCGCAAGUACAAUUCAUAUUUCCAAAUGACAUCGUUUAGCGCAACCAAUAUUGUGUGCGAGAAUUACAUGCCAACAUUUAAAGUGCAAGGCAACACUUAUCGUGCAGGAUCUCUGAUGCCAAUGCCAUACACAUAUAACACAUUUCUUCAAUUUUUUUUAAAAUGGGGAAUACUGAUGAACAAAUCGAUCAACGUUGUCAUAUCAAUACGGGCACUAAACGUGACACCGUCGCUGCAUUGCAAACGUUAUUUUUGCAACACAACGAAUUAAUUCAAAUGUUUAGAAUUGCACUUGAAAAGAUGCCGACUGAUGACUACAACGUCAUAGACCAGACAAAACACCUGUCGGCCAACACGAAAGACAAUACAAUGCAUCAACAAUUGAUGAAGUGGCGAUCGUUAAAGUUGGCGAAGAAUUUAACUCACGUGAUACAAUUCUUCAUCGCAGAGGUGAUCAUGUUCAGCGAGUCUAAGAAACGCAUCGCUCAUACGAUGGAUUGAAAUAUCCAAUUUUAUUUUGGCAAGAAGAAGAAGAAUUUUUGACAACUUAUUUCCCAUCCAAUCCAAAAGAUCUUUGGGAGAAAUACAAAGACGACAUGAGUGAAGACAUCCUACAUCAUUUGCAUGCAACGGAUCAAAAUCCGGACAUUAAAUUUACACCAAACGUGUAUAACGAGGCAUUGGUUUCGAUUUAGGACAUAUCUUUGGCAAUCUCUAACAAAGCACUUGUAGUGUUAGGAAUGACUUCUGCUAAUCGAUCUGCCAUCAAGCUUUUUAAUCGUGAUUUGCAACGAGAAAUGCACUUUGACAUCAGAGAUUUAGGUACAUUUGUUCAGAUGAAUCUUCCGAAAUUGGCUCCAGAACAACUCAUAGUUUAUGACAGAAUUAUGCAUGUAAUUAAUAAACAAAGCGGUGAACUAUAUUUCCUAGCUGUGCCCGGAGCAACAGUAAAAAAAUUCAUAAUUUCAAUUAUUUUGGCCAUAAUACGAUCAGAAAAAAUGGUGCACUGGCUAUCGCAUCAUCUGGAAAUGCAGCAACUCUUUUGGAUGGUGGCCUGAACAGCUGCUGAUGAAUUAAAUGCAUGUCUCAAAUCAUCAGUUUAUGGCGACAUUUACAAAAAUUGACUUUAAAGACCAAUAUGUGUGUACUACUGCAUAAUGGAACAUCCGCGGAACGUUUUGCAAAACAAUUGUUGGACAUUGCCAAAGGGAAAAUGGCAAUUGAUGAAUCUACAAGAUGUAUCACAUUGCCAACAAGCUUCUGUAAAAUUACAGCAAACAUUGACGAAUGGAUUCAAAACUUUUUCCAAAUAUCCUACAAUAUUACAAAAAUCAUCAGUUUCUCAGUGCACUUGCUAUAUUAGCAGCAAAUACAACUAUGUCAAUGCCAUCGUUUUAAGCAUUCAAAAUGAAAUCCCAGGCAAACAAAAAAAAAAGGUAUAAGUCCAUCGAUACUGUAUUGAAUUAAGACUAAGUUGUCAAUUAUCCAAUCACUUUACUUGACAAGCAUUCCAUCGCAGGUUAUAACACUGAAAAUUGGCGCGAAUAUCAUUCUUUAAUGAAAUAUAAAUCCACCUUGACAACGAUAAUAAGUUUUAUGGAAACACAUUAUGAAAAAAUCAUCGAAGUUACUAUUUUAAAUUGAAAAUUUAAAAGAGAAGAUGUACUGUUGCCACGCUUCCCAAUGAUUCCAAUAGAUACAUCAUUUGAAUUCAAAUGUCUGCAGUUUCCGCUGCGACACGUGUUUGCAAUGACUAUCUACAAAGCACAAGGGAAAUAGUUACAAGUUUGAGAACUAAAUUUGGAAAACCCAAGCUUCUCCCAUGGACAGGUGUAUGUAGCCUGCUCUCGCUUCGGAAAACCUUCUGAUUAAUUUUUGUAUGUAACAGACGGAAUAAAAAAAUUGUGUAUUUAAAACCACUUCAAGAAACAUAAUUGAAAUGCAAACACUUUCUUUCUUUGAGUGAAAUUGCAACGCAUGCCGGGUACUCGCUAGUCAAACAACACAUACAGUAACAAAUGUUAUUAAUGAAAUAUAAUAUUGGGCAUAUUCCCGUCUUUCAUUUUAGAUUUACUAGAAGAGUUAAAUCGACAUCCACAAAAAAUCAAAUUAAUCAUGAUUAGAAAACUAAUAAUACAACGAAAUAGUCUGUACUAAAAAAAAAUAUUAAAAAUUAGUAUCUUUAAAAAUCAAACCAAGUAUGCACCACAUACAAUCAAACUAAGAAUUUAUACAUUAUUAAUUACAAUUACGUACUUAAAUAUUUAUGAACGACAGUAUAAAAAACAGAGCACAUUUUUUAAGCAAUAAAAAUCCCUUUUCAUGGCAAUGAAAUUCAAAAAAAUAAUAAUUUUCUUUAUGUCCCUGUAUCAGGGAAAUUGCUUUUAUAUCCCUGAUUAAUGAAAGCAAUAAAUACGAUUAUAUAAAUCAUUAUCAAUGUGUACUUAAAAUUCAUAAAAUGAUCAUUAUAAAAACACAUUGUCAAAUUAUUGUUAGUUAGAAAUCUUUUCCACACAAUAAUAACAUAAAAAGCUCUUAUUUCCCCUUAUGUUUAAAUAAACUAUGCACAUACUGUUAAUUCCAUACACAAAUUUAAAGCGCAGCUCGUUAUCAGAGAGAAAUAAAACAUAACAUCAUUUUAUAAAGUUUCAUUCACGAUUGCCAUGUGACUAGAAUGCACAUCAGUAAACAGACCAGCUAAUACGUCACAAUGAGCUUAAACAUACGUCUCCAAUUCAAGUGUGGGAAAAGCUUUCACUAACUAUUAAUGCUCUCAGUCGCAACAUAUGUUAUAUAGGAAAUCUCAUACGCGACAAUGUAUUUUUUAUUUUUUAUUUUUAUUAUAUUGUUGCUGGUAUUACUCUAGGAUUAGUCUCGCUGUGGCAUAUAUCGCCCUCAGCAAACAACUGUUUAUGUAUUUUCAAUAGGUCUUGAUUGUUGUACACCCGUGCUGUCACUACUUGAGGACCUUAGUCUAAACGAGUGAACAUGUAAAGUGAUGAUAAAAAUAUAGAAGUUAAAAUAAAAUAUAAUAGACCAUAUGAUCCAAUAAGACUAUAAUGUUUGUAUUGAAUUAGCUUUUUAAAAAAAAUCCAGACUUAAGAUAUUGAUAACUGUCUUCUUUAUUGAAUUGUUAAUGUUCCUAAUAAAACUCUCUGUUAUAAAUCAGAGCUACAAAUCAAUCAAAGCAACUGUAAAACUGUUUAUGAUUUAUUGUUGACGCUAAGAGCAUGUAUGACGCAUGUGAAAUUAAACUAUUUAAAAAAAAAUAAGAUUGAAUUUUAAAAAAAGCGUUUAAUAUAUUUAAUAAAAAGCCUCUGUAUUUAUGACAAACUAAAAAUGAAAAUAUGAGCGUUUCCAAGAGAAGCAGGUACACUGAAACUGAGAAUUCAUGUAUAUAAUACUAAAUGGUUAUAUUCAUAAAUUAUUUUAAAAUAUUGUGGGCAAUAUCGCUUUUGAUUUCGCACCUCUUGUUUUCUCCCAAAGCUUUUCAUAUUAAAACCCUGACACCUUUCCAUAAAAUGCUUAACAGGAUACAAGUCAAUUAUUGAGACCUAAGAAAAAAUAAGUCCUAUUUGCAGCUUCAGCUUGAGUUUAAACAUCAUUCUGAUUCUGGUUGAGUUAGCACGUAUUCGAGCAACGUUUUAUCCAGGUUUCACCUUGCACAAUAUAACUCUUGUCCACUGCUAAAAUAUCUAGAGUAAAUUAAAAUGUACUUGUAUAUUAAAAAUAUAAUAAUAAUGUCAACACUGUUUUUUAUUUUUCAGACCAAAAUGACUCUUUUCAUUUUGAGACUACUUCCUUUGUUGACCAUUGUUGGUUGGUUUGGAUCUUGUAAAAUUAAAAGCUUUAACAUAAUUUUAUAAUGUCUAUUAAUACAUUUUCAAAGAAAGUGCAAAAAAAAAACAAAAAAAACAAACCUAAAUGAGAAAACAAUUCUUAGAAUAAAACAAAUAGCUUCAAUUGAAAUAAUACAUACCAUUUUAUUUAUAAAAAUAAAACUACCAUGAGAACGUAUUUUAAUAUUUACAGACUACUAAAUAAUAACCGCCUCUCUCUGUGUGUCUUUCUCUCUUUCACCCACUCUAUCUGUCUGUCUAUCUCUCUCCCUCCCUCUCUCUCUCUCUCUCUCUCUCUGUUUCUCUCUGUAUACAUCUAUAUCUUUUUCUAUCUCUCUCCAACUAGUGAUGUCUGUAGACAUAUAGAUAUAUACUACUUGAACAAACAACAAAUAUACUUACAACAUUUUACUGACUUUCAGAUGUCUCUAUGAGUCUAUGGUCGAUGGAAGGAAAAGCUCAAACAUAUAAGGUGGCUAUAAACAAUGUUGCGCAAGUUAUUAGCAUAAAUUGGAUUUUUCAAAAUGGAAAUAGCAUUAUUAGUUUAUUUCAAUGUAGUUCAGUUAAUGAUAUGAGAUGUGAUAUUUCUGACAAUCAAAAUCUCGACCUUUACUCAGCAACCGUAACUUCAAAUUCAUCAUCAUACAUUAGUCUGUUCACAAUCAAGAAUGUCAGCAUGUCUCUACAUAACACAAGAUGGCUUUUCAAUGCUGAUUCCACUACCAACCCUAGCUUUCAUGAAACAUCGACUUUUGACCUUCAAGUAUUUUGUAAGUUAAAAAUACUAUAAUUUGUUACUUCAUACUAUGUCUGAAAGUUAAAAUACAACAUAUUAUCUUUUAAAAAUAUAUGAAAUAUUGAAUAUAAAUUAAUAUUAACUAAGCGAUCUUAUUUUGUAUCAAAAGUAAUAUUUAAUUGUGAUAUUUUAAUUAAGCUGCUGCUGAAAGUCCAACAUGUGAUGAUGUAGAACUAGUUAAUGAAAGCAAUCUUCAAAUAUAUUGUUGGACGAAAAAAGUUUUUCCUGGAAGCUAUUGUCUAUUUAAUGUUAAAACCAAUGUAAGUAUUGUAAAACAAAUAUAUUUUCAAUUAUUUUUAUUUAAUUUCGUGUUAUUUUUCUCGUUCGUCAAGGUCGUUCAAGUUAUCUUGAGGGGUUAUUUUACUUAAAAUAUAUGCUCCUAAAUAUUGCAAUAUUUUCAAAACGCCUCCAAUCGUUUAUAUUGACAUAGACCAACCAUUCCUAUUACAUAACGUACCCAAUAGUCUCGCCCAGAUGUUAUCCGCCAAGCUACAAGCGCCCGCCAGUUGGCCAGCCUCGGUUAGGUCUGGCUGAUACUAUACUUUGUUCUAAUCCCCCCCCCCCCCCCCCACCUCUGCCGUUUAAAUGUUUAUUUACUAACGAUUGGUCAGUUUUUAUACUGUGAAAUCACCUAAAUAUUGCAAUAUUUUCAAACCGCCUCCAAUCGUUUAUAUUGACAUAGACCAACCAUUCCUAUUACAUAACGUCCCCAACAGUCUCGCCCAGAUUUUAUCCGCCAAGCUACAAGCGCCCGCCAGUUGGCCAGCCUCGGUUAGGUCUGGCUGAUACUAUACUUUGUUCUAAUCCCCCCCCCCCCCCCCCACCUCUGCCGUUUAAAUGAUUAUUUACUAACGAUUGGUCAGUUUUUAUACUGUGAAAUCCCCCACCAUUGUACCAUUUAGGUCGAUUAGCCAGGUCUUAACACUCCACAAUAGUAAGCUUCUUUUUAAAUGAUCAAUAUAAAUGCUACGUAUUCCCCUUCUAUUGUUGAAUGGCGCGUUUUCCUAUCCAUUAGUUUACGUCUGAUGUACUUAAAUGGAUGAAAGAUCUCGUUUGUGUUCAUGAACAGACACGCCCCUAGUUCUGUGGUUGAUGCAUCUGUUCUAACUAUGAACUGGUCAAUAUUUUAUGGUAGGACUAAUAUUGGGUUAUUAGUUAAGUACUUUUCCAUAGCUUCUAAUGUCUGUUGGCAUUCAUCCGACCAACGAAUAUUGUAAGUUCUCCUUUCUUUGUGAGGUCAGUCAACUGGGAGUUUAGUGUUGAAAAUGUUUAAAUUAAUUUGUUGUAAUAUGACAUUGAACCAACUAAUCAUCUUACGUGUUUCUUAUGUGUAGAAGGACCAAUAUAUUUUUUUUCCCUGAUAUUACAGGGUUUUAAUAAAUUGACACAUACUGGAUUGCUAAAAACAUCAAUACAUUGCUUUCCAAUCUCAAACUUGGAGGGUUUAACGGUAAAAAGCCCCUUUUUUAAACAAUGACAACAAUGUGUCUGGUGAAUUCACGUGUGUUUCAAAAGUACCUGUGUACAUAAAAAUAUCAUCAAAAUAUUUAACUAUAUGUUUUAUAUUUGUGAAUAUUUUCCUAACAAUGUUGUUAAAAGUGGCAGGGGCGGUUAUAUAGUUAUACCAGUAGUCUCAAACUCACGCCCGUGGGCAGUUUGUGGCCCACAAUAAGAAAUUUUCCGGCCCAAUCAAUGACAGCAAAUUUUAGUGUUAAUGGGCCCUUUGGAUUUUCCCCAUUUCACAUCGCUACAAUGUGACCAUAAACCCCCUGGAAAUUUUUAAUCGAAUCUCAUCUACCUAUCUACUUCUGUCUCAUUAUGUUUGUAUUUAUUUGGUCAAUAAUUAUAUUGCUAAAAAUUGUUCUAAAAUGGGAUUAAACGUUUUAAUAUAAAGCAUUUUAUGAGACAAAUAUGGCACAUUGUGGUUUUAAGAAAAGUUUAAAUAGUCAGUAAGUAGGUAAGCACGCCCAUAACAAUGUAAAUCGUAGUUAUCUUACUCAGUAUCAAAGAAUCCUUUAUAUAUUGCCGCUAGUUUGUACGAGUGAUAGGUAAAAGAAAUUCUGAGCCUGUCAGAUUGGUCACUUUCAAAAAGGAACUGUCAAAAAGGAAAAAAAAAUCAAAAUUUAAUUUCCCCUACAAUAUUAACGUCAUUAGCAUUAAUAAUGUAUAAAUAUGGCCUGCUCCUGUCUUCUGUUUAAACACGUUUAACCUUCAAAGCCUUCAUGGAUAAGGGUGGGAUAGUUGUUCCCAUACAAAGUGAUCCCAAUCGGCUCAUGGACUUUGCAUUGCUUGUUGACAUUACACAGGAGCUUAAUGCACUAAACAAAACGUUUAAGGAUCAGGGAACACUUUUCAGUGUUGCCUAGGACAAUAUCAAGACAUUCAGCACAAAAUGUAUGUUAUGGGUCCCAGAGAAACCUCUGAAAUUUCCUAACAUGCAAAGUACUCAUGGACUCAGGCACAACUUUCAGUUAGUAAGUAUUCUUUUGCCACUGUAAAGCUACAGAAAUAAUUUGUUCAAAUAUUUUCAAAAUUCAAAACAGUCAGAGCCACAUUUCAAAUUUAUUUGACAUUUUAUUCUUCAAUGUGGAAGAUACCAGUAUCCCCAUGCGACUCAAAGGGAGCUGAUUGAGUGCUAUCCUGAACUACGGCUAAGUUCAAGGGGUUUAACUGAAAAGAAGACAACCAUGGACAAUUUAUGAGAGAAUUGUCAUACACCUUCUUGAGAUUUCAAGGUUGUUCUAUCGAACGAAGUGUCUUUUUUUUAAGGACCAAUAUGCAUGAAAAGCUCUUUUUAACUAUGAACUUUAACAUGUCAAGAUUCAGGGCUAUACUUACCGAUAAAGCAAACGUUGCUUAGCUGUGUAAGAAUGAGUGCUAACAGGUCUCUGGAGUAGGAGGAAGUAACCGAAGCCUAAUUCAUGCGGACAUCUAAUGUCUUUCUUUGUUAUUAAUAAGCUAUAGUAGAUUGUAACAGUUGUACCUUAUUGAAUUUGUAAUCGCUUUUUGAGUGGAAUAUUUUAUGUGGCCUAGUUUUCCUCAGACUCUACCUCCUGUGGCCACGGAUGAUUUGAGUUUGAAACCUCUGCGUUAUACUGAUAUAUACUCUUACGGACACCCUCUCCAUGGACAAACAUGUCACGAAUAUAUGCAGAUCAGCAUAUAACGAAAUUAGAAAAAUCAGCACCAUUAGACACCUCCUCUCCUUUGAUGCCACAAAAACUCUCGUCUCUUCACUCAUUCUUUCAAAAUUUGACUACUGUAACAUUCUUCUCUCAGGCAUUCCUCAACACCACAUAGACAAACUUCAGAAGGCACAGAACUCAGCAUGCAGACUCAUUUUUAAAUUAAAGAAACAUGACCACAUUCAACCACACAUGCGGCAACUCCACUGGCUUCCAAUAUCCUCUCGCAUCAAAUACAAGUCUUCCAAUCUUUGCUUCAACUCGUUCACUGACCCUCACUUUCCUGUCUAUCUCUCUGAACUGUUGCUUCCUUACAUCCCCACAAGACAACUACGUUCUUCCAUUGACAGUAGAACCCUCUCAAUCCCAAGAACUAAAACUAAGACCAUCGGUGAACGCUCCUUCUGCUUCCAUGGGCCCACGUUCUGGAACCAGCUCCCCUUCCAUGUACGUCAUAGUGAAACCUCGUCCACUUUCAAAAAGUCCCUUAAAACUCAUAUGUUUAGGUCCGCCUAUGACCUGUGAUGCAUCCUCCUUGCCCUACCUAAUUUUCUGUUUCGGUUUAAUCCUGAAGUGUCAAAGUGUCCUCUUUUUAUAGCCAUUUUCAUUGUUUCUAUAGAAUAGUAGUUACUAUCCUAGUGUCUCAUUUGUAUUUACUUAGUUUACUUGUUUUAAUAUUUGUAAAGCGCUUAGAGCUUUAUGAUAAGCGCUAUAUAAAAAUGCCUAAAUAAAUAAAUAAAUAAAUAUAAAUCAUUAGGGCCUUGAAAAAUUAUGAAAAGUGUGUUUUUGUUAUUCAGGGAAUCUAUCAAUCCCUUUGAUAGUCCAACUAUGUAUAAUAUUUUGCUUUAUUCAACUAAGCUAACAGUAUAUCCUGAUUUGGCAUAACUUUAGCUACUGAUUUCGUAAUAAUGGGAAGCUUACUAUAAUCAAUGCAUGUCCCAAUAAAGCCGUCCUUCUUUUAAUUCACACAAGAGGAGAGGAAUAUGGUGAGCUGGAUUAUUCUAUUAUUUCAAGGUUAACAAAUGCAUUAAGUUCCUCCUUUAAACCUUCUACCUUAUGUUGUGAUACACUGUACGGCUCUAUUGUUUUUGGUUAGUUAUCCAAUGAUUCUAUUUUAUGAAUUCCCGCGGAGGUCUUUCCGGGAAUAUCUGAAAUUAUAUCCUUAAUAUCAUGUAUUAUUUUAUUUAUUUCCGCUUUCUGCGUAUUACUUAGUUCUUUAUUAAUAUCAAUCAUUGUAUGAGCAUUAGUGCUAAUAACAUAUAUUUAAUAUAAUCAACACUGCUAAUUGUAUCUUUGGUUUCCUCUUAUGUUAUAACUGUUGCAAAUGUUGACAUGCAUUAUGUCAUCUUUGCUAUUGUUUAUUUUUGUACUGUUAUUCCUGUCAAAGUAUUGUUAACCAUUUAGAUAAUAGACUUUAUGAUUAUGUCCUUUUCCUAUUUUGAUAUUAAAUUUAGAAAAUUAGUUUGUUACUUUGAAUGUACAUUCCAAGUAUAAUGCUAGUUUAUUUUUUUUUUUUUAUUUUUCAUCACAAAAACGUGAUCACCCACUUGAAUACACACAAAAACUGCAUUGGGAUUAUAAUAUUUCUAUUUUUAAAAGUCUUUGUUUUCGUGUUAGAAUGUGUUAUCUCGAGCCUUGCUUUUUAACUGGUUUCUUAGAUCGAUUGCAUAUUAAUAAUCAGUUUUAUUCUCCACCGUCAUGGUUGUAUUUGUAAAUUUUUAAAAAUAUUGAUAACGGUCCCUUUAACUUUCUACCGAAGAUAAGUUCAUACGGGAAAAAUAACGUGGUCUCAUUCGGGAAUAUAAAUGAUGGUCAAAAUCUAUCCCAUUUGUAUGUUUCUUCAUUAGCAACUUUUAAAAAUAUUAUCCUUAUUAUACCAUUCGAUCUUUCCAAUUUUCCCAAAGAUUGUGGUUGAUAGCUUGAUGAAUGAUCAUUUCGUCUAUUAAAAAUCAACACAUUUGUUCUUACAUAUCCGAGAAGUGUUUGGACCAUUGUCUGAUAGCAUACCUUCUGGGGACCCCAUUCUAGAGAAUAUUGCCUACAUUGACUCAUAAAUAUCUUGUGUCGCUCUACUCUUUAAACGAAUUCCUUUUUGCCAUCUUGUGGCAGUAUCAACCAAUGUAAGGAUAAACCUGCUCUAAUGUGCACUUAGUUCGACAUCCUCCAAAUGUCAAUAGCAACCCUUUUUAAAUGGUUCACCCUUAACUUACAUCUGACCUAAUUCUAUAGGUUCAACAUAUCCUGGCCGACGUGCUUUUUGGCAGAUUGGACAUGUUUUUACUUAAUUUGCAACGUCUUUGCUCAUAUUCGGGAAAAGAUUUUCACAAAAAAAUCUUUAUUUCGUCCCACCAACAUACAUGUGUCCCGCUAAUGUUGAAGUAUAAGCUGCGUCCAAAACCAUCCUGCAGAAUGAUGCAGGUACCUAGGUAAAUAUUCCUUAAAAAUAAUAUCACUUGUCUUGAAAGUGAUUUGUUCUUGUUUUGUGUGCGAGACACAAUUAAUUUCAUCCUCUUUGAGCAUUUAUUUAACCCAUUAUCAAUAACUUAACCAUUUGCUAAAUGUGUUUUCUUUAAUAAUGUGGUAAUCGUCAUAUUGUAUUUUUCAAGCACCUAUCAUCCGCAAAAUUAUUUCAUCUUGUAACAUUACCGUGGUGGCCUUACUAUCUAUUAUAUGUGCCCUGGUAAAUUCAUUACAAUGAUGGCAUGAGGAUUUGUAAUAUGUGCCCUGGUAACUACUUUACCAUAGUGGCACGAUGAACGUGCAGCUAUGUCCCGCAACCUUAUUAUUGAAGACAAACUGAUCUCUGAAAAUUUCCCAGUAACCUUUGACUUUGACUGACAUAGCCUGGACGCCUUCAGCACAAAUUCACAUUCCGUGACUUCCAAAAGAUAGAUCUAGUGGCUUUCAGAUGUGACUUCGCUGCCCUCAGAUGCAGUUGAGUAGACCUUGAGAAAGACUAAAGAAGUGGCCUCAGUGUCAUGUUAGACAAACAUACACAACUGUCCACACUGUGCGUUACGUUCCAUCAUUCCGCCCCAUGACUCACGCCCGAAAGAAAGGAUGGGAAGAAUAAGCAGUGAAGUGCAGAACGCAAAUGGCGGAAGUCUGGCUUGACCGUUUACAGUCAAAUAUUUGUUGAUUACAAGGAACGAACAAAGAAGUUGGUCCUUUCAGGUAAUACUGAAUAUGUCAGUCACCAUAUUCUAAAUUGUAGCUCAAUUACGGAAUUAUUUCAUAGUGUGGGUCAGCUGACCGGCGAACAGAAGAACACAUCUUUGCUAAAUAAGAUUGUCAUAGCCGAGCGGCCAGACCCUCUAAAUGAGUUCUUUAUUGCAAACAUUACGAAAAUUACGGUGAGACUUGACAUUUCCAUCGAUGCUCCCAAAUUCCUUCCGUUUAAAGACAUUACUAUGAGCAAAUUUGUGGAGGUCACUGAAUCGCAUGUAAAGAAAAUUCAAUUUGACUCCAAUAAAAAUGUAUGGUUGCUCGACCCUCUUUUGACAAUUAAAAAAUUGCAACUCUAUGCUACCACUGCUAGCAUGACCUGGCACCCUCCAAUCUCACAGUGCUCAUGAUGAAUUAUGUACCCACUAGACAACUCCUCUCAAAAGAUACUGGAAAACUCUCGUUACCACGUGUCACCUUGAGACUUACGAAAGGCGCACUUUUGCAUUUGCUGGCCCAACAAUUUGGAACACAUUUCCUGUCGCUCUCAGAAACACCCUGACACUGGAGUCUUUCAGAACCGAUUUGAAAUCACAUCUAUUUCGCAAACAACUGAUAUGGUGUUUUCUACCAUCUUUUCCAGCUGGCUAUGAUCUCCUACAUAAAUAUUGGCCCAUGUUGUUUAUGGUAGCAAGGGAUUAAAGACUUAGAAUGGGUAUUCUCUUAUGUAGUUUUUGUAAUGUUGCGUUUUAUAUUUCAAUGUGGUAUAUUAUAGAUGUUUUCAUUUUUUUUAAUAUUGUUGACUUUGUACAGCGUUUCGAGCUUUUGGGGAUGAAGCUUUAUUUUUAAAUAAACUUUAUCAUUUUUAUUAUUAUUAUUCACACUACCAUGGUAGCAUGAAGAUCUAUUAUAUGAGACCUACGAUCUACAUUACCGUCGUCGCCUGGAUCUGUUAUCUUCUUCCAUUAUAUUUCCUAAUAUAACAUCCGUAACUUGGUUCUAAAAAAGUGCGGCCAAAAUCGUCCGCUUAAAUAAAGUAUGUGAAUACUUGUAUAAGCUGUGUGAUGGGAUGUGAUUAUACGUCAUGUCAGUUAUUGUAUUUCCUGGUACCAAACUCUUUCUUCAACCCAUUAAAAAACAACCUGUGAAAUGAAGUAGAGAAUCCUCCUUUACACAUAAAAAAAAAAAAUAUUGUUUUCAAUGUUUAACUUCCUUGUUGACUUUCUAAGAACCUCGUUAACACUACAACGAAAAAUGCCAUGUCAAACUCCUGUAGACACAAGAUUUGUUACAUAAUCAUUAUUUAAAUGAUAUUAGUUGCGAAGAAAAUAUUGGUUAAUCGAAAAUAUUUCUAACCUAUAGUCCUCUCGUUUCGGCAUUGUCAUCAACAUAAUCUAAUGUACUCAUAAUAUGCAAUUGAUUUUUAAUAUACCAGGUAUGUUCCAUUUGCAUUGAAUAUUUCAUCUACCUAACUGGGCAUGCUCUUCUUUGUUCUCAAAUUCUUUGCAUAGACUCAAAAAAAUUUCAACAUUAAAAAUUUAACUCAGGUUGCCUGAUAUGCCAACAUUAAAAAACUAUUGAUUGAAAUGGAGCGUCAAUAAUAGCUGAAUAUAUAUGUAUAUAUAUUUAUACAUAUCUAUGUAUUAGUUAUUGUAUAGGGCUGGGCUCAAAAUUAUGUACAUACAAUUGAAAACAGAAAGCAAACAUGAAACUUUAAAGAUAUAUAUUAACUUACAUUAAUUGAAUAAAACAAAACAAAUGUAUAUUAUCUCCACCUAUUACAGAACUAUGUACCUGUCAAGCCAUGCAUGUAAUCAAGCAGCAUCGUUUAUCAGUCACAGUCCGGAAUCAGUCUUUAUAGUGAGUUUAAAAAGAUUUGUUUUGCGUGCAGCUUUUAAGGCUGUGAUGAUAGGUAUAUUGCGGAUGUGUAGUGUAUAAUAUAUAUAUAUAUAUAUAUUUGUAUAUAUCCACUACAUCAACACGUCCUUUAGUCCUUGGACUUUUGGGGCGCCAGUGAAGACAUAAAAACUACCCCCUCCAUUCUUCUCUGUUUUCUGUACUUCCCACAGCUUUGCCUAAUUUUCUUGUCUCGCAGCCAUUCCAUUCCAGUUUAAGUUUUUUACAGUCUCCAGAAGAUUAUCAUGCUAAAUCACAUAUUCUGAUGAAGGUCUAAGAUUACUCUCUUAUGACCCCAGCUAGUCAACUCCAUCUGCUUAGAUGAGCAAAACAACAUUUUCCUCAAAAAGGGCUCUUCAACCGCCCUGGCUUCUGUUUUCAUCACUGCUGCAUUUGUCAAGGUCAAAAGUAUGGACGGAUGUGAGGGUCCCACAUAUGGCAAGGCGGAUUGAUUAGGGUCAGACGCUCUUUAUUGCAAGUCAGGUCGACUGCACACUCAAGCUCGACGUCCUGGCGUAUAAAAGAGUAUCGCUUUAUUCUCCCGCCCAGCAACCCAAUAAUUCUUCAUCUGGAACGGAGGUUAUUUCUCGCUAUAAGGUACUUAAUAUUGCUGUUCCUUUCCUUAUUUGUAACGGUUCUACUUCGUAGAAGACCUCUACAACAUAUGUGGGUGUGGUCCUGAAAGUGCACCACAGAUGUAUCUCAGGGCCUCAUUCUGGAUUCGGCCCAACUUUUCCAAUGCAGUUUUAUUAGCAAAGGAUUGGACUGGCAUUCUAUAAUCCCGCACCAACCUUACAAUGCCUAGAUAUAUAGCUUUAAGCGCUCUUGCGCCGCGCCCAAACUUUGCAAGCCAUUUUUUGCCAGAUUGAGCUUAGAGUUGCUUGGGAGAAGAGGUCUUGAACAAAAUUGUGAAUGUGUACCUUUUUAUCAAAUUUGACUCCCAGGUAACCUAGUUAAUUGUCCCAUUUAAGCGCUACUUCGCCCACCUUGAGGUCGAUCUCCUGUUUGACAAUGAUGCCCCGGUUGGUCAAUAGCGAUUAGACCAUCGUCUCGGUGUUAAUUUCCAGAAGCCUCCAUAGCAUGUACCUAUUGAUAGCAGAAAAUUCGUGUUUGCAGGCAGUGGACAUCUUAUUUGGUGCUCAAUAUUACCAAAGCGUGGACAUACAUAGCAAUAAUAAUUGCUAGAUUUUGUGGCAAGUCAUUGCUGUAGUCUAGGAAGAAGGUUCAACUGACUUUUUCUAUAGUUCAUAUGUAAUGGAAUGGAGAAGUAUGGAGAACCUAAUCCACAGGCCGCACUAAGUUGUGGAAGCCUGCCUGUAUUGGACUGAGGCUCCCGGGCUCUCCGGGUACCAGUAGAGCUUCUUAUUAACCAAUCUCUCGGGUACCCUCAACUUGGUGAUGACCGGUAGCUGGUCAGUUGAUCCAGUUUCAUUUCUUCUUUGGGAAUGGGAAUGAUAGUAGCGCUAAGCCAAGCUAUGGGUUGGAUUCUUGUUACACAGGAUUUGAUAAUGUUCACACUAGUCGUGUCCUAGCUAUAGGGCCACAUUUUUUACCAUUUCGUUUUAGAUCUUGUCCGAACCUAAUGUCUUGGCAGCGUUGCACAUGUCAGUGGCGGUUUGCAACUCAGUCAAAGUGAAAGGUGAGGUAAGGACUUUAGCAUUUGGUAAUGCAGAGUUAGAUCAAAGGAACAUAACUAUCAACUCAAUUUAUUGUACAUAAGCGAAAGAAGAUUCCAUCACGAGUCAUUCAUAUCAUAUAUUUACAAAAUUUAACUAAGAGAAAUUCCUCAAAAAGAACAAUAUAAUAAAAGUGAUUAAACAAAUAGUUUCCUCAUUAAGUCGAAUAGGUUGAAUCACCAUAAGUUCUAAGAAUUGAAUUUCUAAAGUUUUCAAACGAUUAUAAUUACGCUGUAUUAUAUGCUAAGUAAGAUGAUUGACCCACGCAAAAAAACAUUGAAAAGAGUGUUUGAUUUGCAUAAAGCUAGACAAUCAUUCAUUGCAAUAAGUAUUCCAGAGUUUGAAUAAAAGAAGUGGCUUUGCGACUUCGCAUUUCUGGUCAUUGUAACUAGAAAAGAAAAUGAUGUUAAUACUCAUCUAAACGGGAAAUAUCAAUUAAUUAAUAAGCUAUUUCUGCAAUUAAAAUGAAACUUGGUAUUGGGAACAAAAGCUGAGGAUAAAAAACUUUACUUACUUCCCUACAUUGUCAUUUCAACCAGAAAUCACACAAAAGGCGGCGGAUAAAUAUGCAUAUUUAAUUUAAUAUCUGACUUAAACUUCAAAUAUGAAAACCUAUUUCACGAUUUAAAAAAACAACAUUUUUUGGUGAAUUUUAAACGAGAUUUCCGGCAGACAUAAAUUUAUUACCAGGAAGAUUUCAAAUGCAACAAUGUGAAAGGUGUUGUGAUAAACCUUAUAAAAAGAAGCUAUUAAGUUGGUUUGGAUUCGUUCUGUAAAGACGUAUUUGGCUAGCAUUAAAUAUCUGAGUUUUACAAACAUAAAUUUCACUAUCAGGUGACGUAUAUAGGUGAGAUGAUGUGAUCGAAGCUGUAUCACGCUUUAUUGUUUAAUCCAGUUAAUAAAAACAACAACAAAAUGUUGUGUGCCCCCAUAGGAAUAUUAUUUCUUUAAAAAUAGGCCUGCAAUGCGAAAGGUUUGAUACCCUUCCUAUAGAAACUGCAUAUCAUUCUGGUUAGGUUUAGUUGAUGUUGCAGUGCCUCAUGGUGGCUCAUAAAGCAGCAUGCCAAACCCUGUCGAAUGCAUUCUUGAAAUUAACAAAUACAUGGUAUAGGUUUUGUUGGUGUUGAGCAUAUUUCCACACAUUCUUCGGAUGUUAGGCACAAGUUGAGUAGUGCCAUGUUUUUUUUUCCUGAAGCCCGCCUGUUAUUAAGCAUUGCUUUUGUCGACAUAAGGUCCUAGUCGGUUUAAACUGACCUUUAGCAUGACAUUGCUUGGGGGACUUAUUAGGCUAAUGUUGCGAUAGUUUUGGCAUAGCUGUAAGUUACCUUUCUUGAUGAAGUAGAUGAUGAGGGAUGUGGUAUACGAUUUGGGUCAUUUCCCUGUCAGCCAUAUUUUGUUACAUAUAUUGACUAGGGCACUUAUUUAUGUAUUUAUUUAGGCAUUUUUAUAUAGCGCUUAUCAUAAAGCUCUAAGCGCUUUACAAUUAUUAAAACAUGUAAACUAAGUAAAUACAAAUGAGACACUAGGAUAGUAACUACUAUUCUAUAGAAACAAUGAAAAUGGCUAUAAAACGAGGACACUUUGACACUUUAGGAUCAACCCGAAACAGAAAAUGGGGUAGGGCAAGGUGGAUGCAUCACAGGUCAUAGGCGGACCUAAACAGAUGAGUUUUAAGGGACUUUUUGAAAAGGGACGAGGUUUCACUAUGACGGAUAUGGAAGGGGAGCUGGUUCCAGAACUUAUCAUUGUUUCUCCUCCAUAUUUCUCAAUUUGCCAGGGAUAUUAUCCCCCCUGCAGUCCUUCCUAUUUCCGGGUGCUUGAACAGCUGCUUCACCUACUGCUCAGAUACAAGGGUAGACUGCAGUGUCCUUUAAUGGAGAGUCAUUAAAUAUCUCUGGGGCUGACUUUAUGUUUCAUUAUAGAGCUCUGAGCAGUAUUCAGCCCAUAUUUUUGAGAUGUCAUAUUCCUCGGUCAAUAAUUUAUCAUUUUGUCUUGAAUGGUAGUACUACGCCUUUGCUUUGCAGUUUGUUGCUUUUUAAAAAAAUUGAAUUGCCUUCUCGCUACUGUUUUUCUUCAUUUUUUUUUUCUCUUAAAAAAAUAUCUUCUUUGCUUUUCUCAUACAUUUUUAAUUGCUUGAAUAACUGCCCUAUAUUUAUUUGCCUCUUUUGUAUCGACCAUCUUUGUUUUCUUUAAUUACCUCCGUUUAAUCGAGGAUGUCAGAUAUUACCAAAUGAUUUUGGGUUUUUCGAUGUUUACCAAGGAUGUCAUGAUAGGGUGGUUCAUUGAGAUAUGGCAAAAAAAGAAAUGUGUGCUAUAGAGCACGACUCCCUCCCAAGUUUUUACAUCCGCUAAUAGUAAUGUUUUGGUAAAGUUUUAGCUUUAAAUUCUAAUUACAAGACGGUGCUCCAGAGCAAUAUAAUAUCCGAAUUUUAUGAAAUUCGAGCAAAAUGAAGCAAUACUCAUAUGUUAAUUUUUUUUAAAAAAUUACAACCAGCAAUAGCUUUUUAAUAUCAGCAGUUCAACACUCUUUUCCAAAUUAACCACUAAGUUUAAACAUAUGAUAAUUGGCAUUUGUCGUAAUUAAAAGGUACAAUUGUGCUGUUCCUUAAAAACUUGAACAUUUAACCAACUCAAAUUCAAGUCACAAAAGUGUGCAUUAUCAGUCAAUGUUAUUGUCAUCCUGACAUUAAGGCCUGAACAUCAGACUUUUAGUUGAUUUGUGUUGGAACAGCCUUGCGGUUUGCUUCCACUACUUGUAUUAAGAGUUGUUUUUCUACUUCGUCGUUAGUAAGCAGUGUGUUGUAUUCUACAAAAAGCUUCACCGCUUGCUCUGUAGUGUCGUUCACAACACGUAAUGACUUGAAUCGUGUCUGGCCAUAUCGAUACUGUUCACUUGUAGGCCACUCUAGUGGUGGCAAAUCAAGAAAAGCGCUGUCAAUGUUAGGACAACAAAGAAGGUUCCCCGUUCAGGUAGUUCCAAAGUCACCUAAACAUACAUCUGGUUUCAUUUUUUUUUUUUGCUGGCAUCCGUCCGUCACAAUGUGCGAUGGAGUGGGCCUCGUAGGACGAAAUCCACAUAGCCUGGGAUUAUUAUACUUGAGGAUUAUAAGCUGGUUCCCAACAGCAAAUCGCCUCUCUCCACGCCGCUGGGUAACCCAAGGAAACAUCAUUGGAUGAUACAGCUUGGCACCAGUGACGUCGCAGGAGUUGUCGGAAUGUUUCAUUGUAUCAAUGUUAUCCGCCUUUCGGGACUCCUUCUCCGGGUUUGAUUUCAGAGUUUCCUUCUCUUAGAUGAGUUGCCGUCCAAGGUUAACGAGUCCCAUAUACCCGGGGUGCUGGUGGUGUUUUUGCUCUAGCUGGAAUUGAACUCCAGACCACCAACUUGAGAUUUGCUCAGUUUAGACAACUCGGGCACUCGGAGAUUGAUGAAUCUCCACGCACCUUUCGUUCGCCAGUCUCAUGGGUCAUUCCCUGCACAAUUCCCAUCUUUGCAGCUGCUGUCACAUGAUCUGAGAACAGGGCUAAUCCAACAAGCUCGUCUGAAAAAUACCAGAGAUGAUUUUUCUAUGAACUUUCUUGCAUCUGUAUUGAUGUCAGGAUCGAUGAUCUGGUAACUGCUGAGAUCAGUCCACAGCUGUAAAUCAGUGGAUGGAGCUUCAGUUGCACGGGGAGCAGUUACCCAAUGCUUGGUGUAAAUUAGUGCACCAAACUUAUCAAAGCGCUCAACUUGGGCUUCUUAAUUCUUUGUAAGCUUGAACACAUCUGUUUGCUUUUGGAAGAUAUAUAUUUUCAUGGCAUAAAGUAAUUUUGCCAUCCAGCGAGCACGAUGUACUGGUCCUGGAGCCCUCCAGUGGAAUGUACUGGGUGGAUGUCUCAAAACAAUCAGAUUCAACUCAAUAAGCUCCAUGUAGUCAUCUCUGACUUGUUCCUUUAGGUGCUCUUUGGUCAGGACUGCAAUGGUUGCAUCUGGUAAACUGGAGGCUUCGGGUGUCACCUGGAAUUCUGAAAAGUCCUGCCUUGUGAUGACACUCCAACAGCCUUUGAAUCGUUUGAAAAUUGGGAUAUCUGGGGAGUUUGAAGGUUUACAGCAGAUGGUGACAACCUUUGACAAGAUGUUCUCCAUUACAUGAUGACGACAGGCUAAACAUGAAUUUCAUGACCUAGCCUGUUUUCAAGGCCAACACAUACUCCAUUUAUUCUGCCGGUAUUUACUGGGGUUGUGUAAAAGCACAUAGCCUUAACCUUCUCAACCAGCUGCCACUCCGCCAACAAUUUGUGAAAAGCAUUUGCUUCAUUCUCAGUUUGUCCAUCCCAUCACCUGAAACUAAAACUGAUAGCCUGUCAACUGAGCCUUCCCCGAAUAUUGCUGGAAGUAUCUUUCCAUCCCAAUGGCUUACUAAUGGGCAAGUUGGCUCAAAAUUAUCUUUCAUUGUUUUAGAAAUGUCAUGCCCAGCACUUGACAGCGCUCGUUGAAUAGUGCUACGUGAAAUAGGAAGUGCAUUUGGAUCGUGACUAAGCGCUGCAGAAACAGGAAUAAGUAGCCGAACAGCUUUACGAUCAGAUGUUUUAUUACGGUCAAAGGCACUUGUUACACUUGGAUUGAACAAUUGGUCUCGAGAGGUUUUCUUUACUUGAGUUAUCUUGUCUUGCUGUUUACCUGAUUUGCUAAUUUUGGUCGGUAUGUUCUCAUCGUCACAUAAUAAAUAUAUUAAUUGCAUGGACUUAAAAUAACCAACAUGAUUCCAACUUCCAUUGUACUCUUCUUUUUCUUAUUGGUUCGUCUUACCAAGUUCCAUACUCUAUAAAUUAUAUGUCAUAAUUUUCACCUCACUUCACUCCUUUAACUCAACUUAGCUCUGUGACAGUAACACUAAACAAGAAGUUAUGACAUAGAAUAGUUAAACAGCCAACCCUAAGUAAGUAAAAUAUAACACAAAGAACAAGAUACAGUAAGUAAAUAUGCAAAAUGGAAAUUCCAUGAAAGUUCGGAAAUUUUCGAUGAAAUUUUGAAAAUCCAUGGUCGUUGAGCAUCACUUUGCAGUUGGCACAAGAGGCUUAAGCUCUGCGCUAAUUAAGGGUUUGUUGCAAGGAAAAAAGUUAGAGGGUGUCUUGCUCUGUAGGUGAAAGUUGAGUUUUUUGGGCCACCCUAAAGUCAUGAGCUGUGUCCGUAACAGCUUUUUUGGAGUUAUCAAUCAGUGUGUCCAUGUAUAAAUUGUCGGCAUCUAUAUAUCUAAGCACUACACAAUUUCCUCCUAUGAAAACUGUGAAGGUUUCUGUUAUUUUACGAUUCUUCAGUUUUUUAAGGUCGAAUUUGAUGCUGCUAUACUGAGUUUAUUUACCCUUUUUAUGCACAUCAUAAAGGUCAUCACAACUAGAUCGAGGUCUUUUGUGGUAAUUUCCAUUGGCACUAUGCCAUGUAGUUUUUCUAGAUAUAUUAUGUGCAUCCUAUGUGUUGGCCUGAAUGAAAUCGUUGAAGCAGGUGAAUUCCAUGAUCAUCAGACCUCUCUCGUUUGAGAUUUUGUCACAGUAGCAUCCACACGUUCCUUUCCAGUUUCCAUAGGCAAUUUCUCAUAUUUUAGAAUUACAGAAUGACCGAAUUUCGGUUUGAGCUUUGGUUUCGGCGCCGAAAGUGGCCAUUCGAUCACUUUCGGGCCAGUUUCGGUUUCGACCGAAAAUGAAAAGUUGAUUUUCGGCUUAUUUUCGGUUUUGGCCGACAGAGAAAAGAUUUUUAAAGAAAAAUCAAGCGAUCUUUAAGAACAAAAUAAACGUUCGUUAAAAAACAAAUAAAGCGAUCUUUACAAACAAAUAUAGCGAUCUUUAAGAACAAAUUAAGCGAUCUUUGAGAACAAACCAAAAGGUAUUUAAUAACAAACUAAGUGACAUUUAAGAGCAAAUUAAUCGAUUUUUAAGAACGAACUAAAUAAUCUUUAAGAAUAAACAAAUGAUCUUUAUUAAAAAACUAAAUGAUUUAUAAGAAUCAACUAAGCGAUCUUUAACAGAAGACUAAAUGUUCUUUAGGAACAAACUAAAAGAUAUUCAACAACAAACGUAUCGAUCUUAGGGAACAAAAUCAAUUAUCUUUAAGAACAAACUAAGCGAUCCUUAUGAAAAAAAAAAUUUUAAGCGAUCUUCAACAACAAAAUAAGCAAUAUUUAAGAACAAACUAAACGAUUUUUAAUUACAAACUAAAAGAUCUAUAAAAACACACGAAAUGAUCUUUACGAACAAUUUGAAUGAUCUUUAAGAACAACUAAGUGAUAGUUAAGAACUAAAUCAAUGAUCUUUAAGAACAAACUAAGUGUUCUUUAUGAACAAACUAAACGAACUUUUAAUAACAAAAAAUAAGCAAUCUUUAAGAAAAACAUAACAAUCUUUUUUUUAACAAACUAAAUGAGCUUUGAGAAAAAAACAAAACGAUAUUUCAGAACAAACUAAGUGAUCUUUAAGAGCAGAAUAAGCGGGCUUUAAGAACAAACUAAACUAUCUUUAAAAACAAAUAAAGCGAUCUUUAAGAAAAAAUUAAGCGAUCUUUUAGAACCAUGACCAGAACAAUUUUGGAAGACCCGGUUUAAAAUAUUAAUUUUCACCACCAAUGUGGACUGAGGGAGGUAGACCCCCAACGAAAUAAUUACAUCACGAGCACGGAAAGACUAGUGUGUUGUUACUAGGUUGAAUAUUAAUACAGUGAUAUCUUGCAAACUAUUAAUGAAAACACAAGUCAUUAGUAUUACCAAAACAGCGAAACAUUGUGGUGAUAUUUUUACAGCCUCAAUAACAUAUAUUUAGGUGGCCAUUGGCUCUAUUAGAGCCACAAAUAACUGUUGUAGGUAUAUCUAGGUUGUAAUUAUAUUAUAAAAGCAAAGGGACCUAAAGAUUCUAUUUUGGAUUAAUUUCCCACCCCCUCCGUUUUUGCCAAAUUUUCUACUACCAUACUAAUUUUUAAAAAAAAUUGUAAAGCAAUUUAAAUUACUUUCAUAUUAAAAUGAUAAAAUCCAAAGUAUUCAUUAGAUCAAGGGUCUAAAACUCAAAUCAUCAGGGCCUCUGUUGCGCUUACUUAUGAGGUAAGCAUCGUUUUCAUAAUCGCUCCUUCUAAUAAAAUAACAAUUGGAAAUAAUGAGUCGCAACAUUCAUAGAUUUUUAUAAUGAUCAAACAAGAAAUACAAAAGGAAGCUGUCACUGUAUACACAUACAAUUAUACAUCGGAAAUAUUACCAAUGUGCAUAGAGCUUCAGAUAAACGAUAAAAAAGGCGAAUACAAAUAUAGAGCUUUUGUUUCCAAGAAUAGUCCUGAUAUAAAUUAUAUCACCUAUAUGAAUGCAAAAAUAUAUCAGUACCAAAUUCGUUCCUGCACGGAUGAAUUUAUCUUAACUUGAGCGAUUACAUUUUUUUUAUUUAGUCAUCUUUUAAAAUUUAGAUUGUAUGUUUAAAUAAUGCUCUUUUUUUUAAUUCGUACCAUUGUUAUAGCUAAAACGGGCAGUUCCUGAAAUCAAAAUUGUAUUUCAAAGUUAUUUUAACUUAGGCUUCUUUAUAGGAAGUUAAGUACACUUUUUCUUGAAUUUUAAUUCUCUGAUAAAAAUUUUUUUUUUUCAAGCACGCAUAGUAAAUUGGACAGUUUUUUUUUUUACAAAUGAAAAAUUAAUCUAGAAAUCUUUUUCAUCGCUAAGCUUAUGUUUGAAAGGGGUUUCAACAUAAUAUAAUUGUAAAAAAUAUAUUUUAUUUAAAAAAAAAAAAAUUUUUUUUACAAAUGAAAAAUUAAUCUAGAAAUCUUUUUCAUUGCUAAGUUUAUUUUUGAAAGGGGUUUUAACAUAAUAUAAUUGUAAAAAAUAUAUUUUAUUUAAAAAAAAAAAAACAUGUUGGAAUUUAAAUAACCUGAAAAAGGAAAAAAAAUGUGUAUUGUUUAUUCACAGGACACGUCAAUUUCCCAUUUCUCUUCCUAAAACUUUUUAUAUAAGCAGUUUGAGGAUCAGCUUCACAAAGACCAUGUAGAUAAAACUUUAUAAAAAAUAUUUUAAAAAAAAAUAUAUUCUUAAUUUUCUAAAAUGUAUUGACUUCUAAUGAAUUUAAACAUAUUAUAACAUUUUUAACAUCUAAUUCAUGAAGAUUUCAUCAGAAUAUGAAUUAAAACAAGGACACAUCAGCUACACACAAGAGCAAAAUUUGACUACACUCUAUUACAAAACAACGUGCACUUUGGUUGUGUCUGCUGCCGUCCUAGGACCUGGAUCUCACAUGUUUCGUGUUGUCAUGUAUCCAAACAUCACAUCAGAUAUAACAGAGGAAAUGAAGAGCACAAGUAAUUACACGAUUGCCAUAUACUUAGGUAAAUAUACAACACGUUCAUAUUUAAUUCUAUAUUGUACAUAUUUGUUGUAAAAGGUCGUAUUUAAUAUUAUGUAUACAAAAUUUGCCCUUAAGUAUUCGAACGGUUUCAUGUAAAUGAGCGUAUUAUAGUAAAAUGAGUAAAAUGAAUCUACAUCUUCUUUUUUAUGAUAUUAACAUUUUAAAUAUAUAUAAUAUAUUAUUGAAAUAAAAGUGAUAUUAGCUGUAUUUGAUUAAUUUAAUCCGAAUCAAAUUCAUUUCCUAUAAAUUUGACAGUUCUUUUCCUAAGAAGUAGUUACUUUUUUACUGUGGUCUAACUGAUAAAAAUAAUGAAUUAAAUAUAUCUCGGACACAUUAUACACGAUUAUAAACUCUUUGUCUAAAUGUCUUUAGACCGUAAAUAAUUUAAGUUACUAUAUGUAUAAAAGACACUGCAAUAAAAAUAUUUUAAAAAAACUUCAUCCAUAAAACAAUUCUUAUAUUUGUUUUCUUUAUAUAAUUAUAAUUAUUUGAUUUAAUUAAAAUAAAAAUAUAUAAUUGUACCAUAGGAGGCUAAACAUAAAAGUAAUAAAACAUCCGCAUCUUUAACGCGUACGUGGAUUUGUCAACUAUGCAUAUAUCCAGUCGUCAAGCUUUAACGUCUGUUUAAAUACGUAUAUGUUUUAGCGUGUUUAUAUGUGUAUUAUUAUUAUUUAUACUAUUUAGGAUUUAAAUUGAUGUAUUGACCAAAGACUUAUCUUAAUCUAUAUAUAUAUACAUAUGCAGUGGUACCUCGGUAUACGUAAUUAAUCUGUUCCAGAUUCUUUGAUAUAUAACAAACAGGACGCAUAACAAACGUAUUUGUCCCAUAAUAAAUAAAUGGGUAAAAGAUUAAUACGUUCCCAUUGAAAAAAUCAUAUUUUUAUUGGCAUAGUAUUCAUUUAUUGAUGUGGUGGUGUAAAAUAAUUUAAAACUGCUUAGUACUAAAAUACAAUAAUAAAAAGAAUUUGGGUGAAAUAAAUGAAAAUUAUACCUCACAUGACCUUGGUGAGAAGAGUCAAGUGCUUAUUAAUAUGGUGAUAAGAAGGAGAACAUUUUUGUUUUGUUUUGAAAGAGAGUCCGCUUCCAAUAAAACUUGAGAAAUAAGAAAUUCUGUUGUUGUUUUUUUCCCCCUCUUUUCCCUAGAUGACCCUGGCUCACCACAUUUGACUUUCAAUAACGUCUGUCCUCAGAACUUCUCCUCAGGAUGUUUCGAAAAUGUGACAUUAUAUGGUCAUUCCAGACAAAGCUAUCACGAAUUGUUUGAGCUUUGUUGGGGUGGUAAUUCUCUGCAAUUUUUUGACAUCCGUCCAUUAGGCAAAGAUUUUCCUGAUUAAUGAAGUAGGAGCUACCUCUAUCUUAUCUUCCUCUGAUGAAGAAGAGAGUACAUCCAUCAUAGUCUGUGCGCAAUGUGUCAUAUUGACACAUGUAAGCUCUAGCACGCAUUCGUAUCGUAUUCCAAACGAAGCAAAAGGUUUUUCGUCCAACCAGGACCUAUACCAAGUUGGACUUAUUCCGAAGCAGACGAAUACCGAGGAAUAACUAUAUAUAAUUAUAUAUAUAUAUAUAUAUAUAUAUAUAUAUAUAUAUAUAUAUUAUAUAUAUAUUGCCUAUAUCCUUGUAUCAAUACUUUCAUAUAGCUUUAGGAAAGCACAACAUAAAUCUAAGAAUAAUGGAAAGAAUUUGAAAAAAAAGACGUUCUUCGGAAAAUCCAUAUUGGGGGUUCGAAAAUAAGUUGUAUGCAUUUUUACGUGAAUACACGGAUCUUUAAAUCAAUUGAGAUUAUAAUCGUAAAUAAGAUGUUACAUUCUUUUCUAACAAAUGCACAUAUGUUUUACAAAUUAAGAAGUGCUUUUACAAAACGUGGAUACCUUUACAUAAGUGUACUAAUGUAUAAAAUAUCCACCAUAUCGUGGUCACGGGACCACAUUAUAAAAAUAUUUCUAUUUGCAUAUUUUUACCGAAAUUAAUAUGAUAAAGUUUUGUAUAAAGUUAGUUUGUUUUAUUAUUUUUUUAAAUUUUACAAUAUAGUUACUGUUCUAAAGAUAAACUCAUUGACUCUAAACUAGUUAUGUCAUAAAAAAUUUGGGGUUUAGAAGACAGUUGUCGAGAUAACAAGGUAAAUAAGUUUAUUUGUAUCUUGAAUAUAAUAUUUUAACAAGGGCUUUGCGCUAUUUUGACAAUUUUUCUAUGAAAAUAAGGGACAGAUGCAGAACUGCCAAUAAGAAUAAAAAACAUUUGUAUUGACACGUUUCAGUUGUCAGAGUAACAUUAUAAAAUAUAAAUAAAGUUAAAUUUCAUUUGCAAAUAUAAACACAUGUUUAUUGUAUAAAUCAUUUUUUUUUAAAAUGUAAAAUACUAUGCAUAUUUCGUCUUAUUUAAAUGCGAUAAAUAUAUAAACUUUAUGUAUUUAUUAAUUUAAAUCCGGGUUCAAGGGAUUUGUUAACCUUGAAUCAUCGAAGGGAAGGAAACUAUGAAUUCAAACCCAGAGAUUAGGUACCGUAUGCGAAUAACAUUCGUACAAUGAAACUUUUCGAAAACUCCUUCGACACCACUGGUGCCAAGCUGUAUUAUCCACAUGAUGUUCCAUUUUGCUAUCCAGCGGAGUGGUGAGAGGCAAUAUGCUUUUGGAAACCAACUUAUAAUCCUAGAAGAAUAAUCACAGGACUUGUGGAUUUUGUUCCGCGAAGUCUGCGCCAUUGUGAUAUUGUUACGGACGGAUGCAAGGGGAAAAGAAAUAUUUCAAGGAUGUGAAGGAUAUAUAAUUUUCCCCUUGUUAAAGCGUGUGUGCUGAUCUAAUUGUGUUUUAACGCAAAUAUUUAGCGUCCACCAUUCAUCCCCCGCUAAUGUUUUGAGGAAACUCAAUGUCUUGCAUGCAAUUUAAUCUAACAUUAUAGAUUUAUAAAAAUCAUGCAUAUUAACACCGAGAAACAGUCAAAGUUUACUUUCUGAAGGAAACCCUAAACCCCAAACCUACAACCAUCCCUGCAUAAACUUAUGACAUAGCCCUCUUAGUGAAAUUAGUAAAGAUAUAUUCUACACUUUUAUUGGAUUAGGUAGAAUAGGUUUCACUUAAAGCAGGGCUAAAAUAUAAAAGCCUAAAAAAUUUACAUUGGAAGAAAAGACAAAUGAAACCAAUACAAAUAUAAACCGCAUUUUUGCAAAUAAAAUUAUUCAUACAUUUUGUAUAUAUAAUAAAUGAAGUAAAAUAAAAAUAAAUUACUAACCAAAAUAAUAAAAAAAAUACGGCUCAAAGACACACGUUGGCUUACAUUGAUGGUUGAUGUUGACAAAGAUCUACAGCAGCUUGUAAUAAAAGGAUGGAAGAGAGAAGUAUCAUUUAGAUAUUAGUGGAUGGAAGGGUUGAGGCAAGCCCUUCCAUAGGCAGUGGCAUCAAACGAAUGUAUUUUCCUUUGAUGUUGAUAUCACCGAACGUAUGCAUUGCUCUCUUCCAUUAAAAACAUGUCCUUUUAUUUAAAAAAUAAAAGUUAUUGAAGUUGUAUUUCCCUUUAAGAAUGCUAUCAGAUGAUGCUAUUUCUAGAUUUAUGUUCCAUGGUGUUAUAACUUAAUCGCUAUACAAUUUUACCAAAUUUACACUACUUUUAAUAGCCUUACCAGAUUUUACUUCUUGUGGAAUUGUUUGCUAAUAUUUGCAGUCUACACUGUGAAAUAGUGUGUAUAAAUGUAACUAUUUAUAUUUGAUUUUGUAUAUACAUUUAGUAGUAUAAUUGAAUGGACUAUUUUUAUGUAACUAGCUUUUGCAUUGUAAUUGUAUGUUGACUUGCUUUUAAUCCUGUGUUACUUACUGCUAAUAAUUUAAAUAUUAAAUACAUUCAAUGUGCAAAACCAUAAAACAUCCCAUAAAAUCCAUAUCUUGGGAAUAACUAAAUUGUAACCCUUUUGAUCCAGAGUCCGCGAAGGUUAAUAUUUUAUUUUGUGUGAUAAGCUACGAUAGCUCUGGGAUUGGCAAAUUUAAAAAAAUUAUAUAUAUUUUUUAAACCGUAAACUCUUGAAUACAAUUUUAAAGGGAGUGGGACGCAUUUUUUUUUUACAAAGUUUGUAUUACAAUUACUAAUAUAUUUUUUAAAAUUAAAAAUACAUUUUGCAAAGGAUAUUGAGUUUUAUGUAUCGAAUUUCGUUACAGAUACUUAAUUUAAAACGUAAGAUAAAAAACGCUAUAGACUCUAAUGCUUAAUAACACAUGCUAUAAUCACAUUUUAAGGGCAUAUGUGUAAGUAAGAAUUUAAAAGGAAAAGAAAAACAAACUACAACAUUGUUUUUAUAUUCACAUUCUUACAAUAUUUAAAAAAUUUAUUUAAUUUCCAUGAAAUCAGGUUAUCCGAGAGCACUUCUUGGAACAGACUGUGAAGUCCAAGGCUAUGUUAUGGAAAAUAAACAAAGUAAUUGCACUUGCUUGGAUAUCAACAACAGUUUUUUGCCAACACAAAUAAAUUGGUUAACAAACAAAUCAAUUAUUUUUCGAAAAGAAACAUUGUUUUUUACAGCAAAAAGUAAGUUUAAUAAUUUGACGAUUUAAUUACAUUAUUGGUUUAUUUUCAAUAUUCCUUUUCAGUUCUUUUUCAAUGUGUUAAAUGAACACAGCUAAUAAAACAACACUUGUUAGCGUUUUCUAUUCCUUAAUAAAGUUAAAAUGGACAUGUCUUCAAUAUUAGUCUUUUAAUUAUUUUUUUAAACCACCCUUACAUUACAUAUAACUAGUCAUAAGAACAUUUAAAUUUAGAAUUUAAAAUAGUAAAUACAAUUGUAUUUACAAAUUUAUGAGAAAAAUAUUUUCUUCCAGGAAAACAGUCAUUUCUAUGUACAAUCUCAAAUCAUUUGAAUUGGACAGAUCAAGUUUACUUUCUUCCAAAUAUUUCAUGUAAGCAUAUUUUUACGCACUGGCUUCUAUUGUGAGAAAUUAAUCUCCUAUUUAAAAUGUAUGGCUCGUUGUAAACAAUUAAUACGAUUUAUGAAGUCUUAUUAUAAUAACAAAAGAAAAGAAAAUAUAAUGAAAGUCUUCAACUUACAUUAUGGUAGAUCUUGUACCAUUACUCACUUAGCACAGUUAGUAUAUUGUGCCGUUGAAGGAUGAUGAAAUGUGAAAUAAACCCAUAUGAGCACACAAAUACACAAAGAAUAAAACACGCCUCGUAAAGUUAAUAUCUAUCUGAAUCUCCUUCUCUCCGUAUCUAUCAAUCCCUUAUAGAGGUGGGUCUACCGAUGCGUAACCCUGCCUUCCAGCAGCUACUCAACAUUCGUUUACAUUUCUAGAACAAUCGGAAUCAUUCUACAAAAUACUAGGAGACAGUCUAACAAGGUUUAAUUGGAAAGGUGAUAGUCAACAAAAUACAUCAAAAGAAUAGGCCACGCCCAUAACAAAUGCUAACGUCUGCUAAGGAAUUUAUUUUGGGUCAAGCAAAAUUCAAGCACAGGGAAAUCAUGUAAAACGUUAUACAUAACAAUAUAAAAAGAAAACAUGUUUAAAAUUUCCUUUGAAUAAUUAAUAAGUUUUCGAUAUUUUGAAUAGUAAUUAAAGUAUGUAAAAAGAAAUGUAGCUUUUUUUUUUUUAAAUUCCAAUUUAUAGGUUUAUAUUAGGAAAAUAUUAUGCACAGGUUUGAGGCGUCUAUUAUUUAAAAAGUGUAAUAAUUCGAGUAAAGCUAUUUUAAUGAAAUAGUAUGACAAUAUAUGUGAACAAUUAAAUUAAAAGACAGGACAAUCAGAUAUUAAUAUUUAGGCUAAAAGCUUUGCUUAUCAGACAGGGCAAAUAUAUGGCGAAAUAACACCAUAUGGAAUUGAUCAAAUGCAUGUUCACUAAUGAUUCUCAAUUUCCCUAUAUAACUUUUCUCGUCUUAUUUCUUAUAUUUUAUAUAUCUCCAACAUAUUUUUGUCAGUAACGACUUAAGGUUUAAGUUCACAUUAACAAUAUUUUUUUGUUUCUUCUUGUAAUCUUGGUUUUGAAAAAUCCAAACUCUGGUAAUAACAAUGGAAAUCAGAUAAACGUUUACCUAUUCUCAAUUUCUUGUUGUAUUUUCAUUUGUCUUGUCUGCUUAGAGAAGGAUCUUAGCCGAAACGUUCAUAUUUUUGUUCUGUCUUUUUAUUGAAGCUUCUACAUAACUUUUCCUACUAUGUAUUAUUAAUAGCACUAGUUAUUUUAGGACAUUGAAACACAUUUUUUUAAAAAUAUAUUUUAAUACCAACUACUAAAUUUAAAAUAACUUUUUAAAAUUGUAAAUAUUUUUAUAUUCAAUCAAAUAUACCUGAUAAUGAAAAUGUUAGUAUUUUAUCGUCGCUUGCAUGUUUAUGUUUGCUUAAGAAUACGUUUAAAUGUAUGAUUUACUGUGUUUUCAGACCCACCAGACACUUUAUGGCUUAAUAUGACAAAACAAGUUUUUGAUUUGUGCAAUGACACAAACAUCUUUAUUUCGGGAACUUGUUUUGUUAGUGAAAGCAAUCCAGAACCUUCAGUUACUGUAAAUAUAAACAUCUCUUCAAUGGAUAUUACGUCUUUAAAACAUGAAAAUCUAUAUAUAUUUAAUAAAACCAUGGCAUCUACUGGUUUCUAUAACAUUUCCUGUCUGGCAAACAGCAAAGAAUAUUCGAAAAAUGUAUCGAGUAUAACAACAACUAUGACUGUUAAAGGUACUAAAUUUUGCAAAGUAAAUUGUAUAUGAAACUAAAAAAAAAUAUAUAUAUCAAUAAUUUCAUUAGGAAUGUAUGUAUAUACAUAGUGAUUUUUAAAACAGCUUGAUGAAUUCAUUAAGUAUACAGCUUAUUAUGCCACUUCUGCAUACAGGUCCAUCAGGUGUUCCAAAUAUUUUCAUAAAUAAAAAUGAAGGAAUCAAAAGCAAAUCUAACAACAUGAUAAAAAUUACUGAAGGGGACACAAUAGUUUGUCAGUCGAAAGGUGGCUAUCCAAUAUUAAAGAAUAUAUCUCUCAAAUGUGGACCAGAGGAAACCAGUGCAACAAGUAAGGACACAAUUUUGACGAUAUAAUUAAGCUUUGAGUAGUAUGAUGCUGUUAAAAAAAUGCUAACAAUGUUGAUAUCAUAUUCAAUAAAACCAAAAUUUAUUUUAAUUAAUUUUAAAUAAUGACGUAUGUAUUAUCAAGAAAGAAAUGACAUUAACAAAUGUUUAAUAAGUGAGAUCGUAAAUGUUUGGGAAAAAAGAAAGUCAAUUAAAUUUAAAUUCAAAUUUACAUCUGAAACAUUAUCAUACUUCGUAUACAAAAGUAAUAUUUCUAUAAUAUAACUUAAAUAAUUAAAAUACUACAUUAAUGUCUAUGCAUGUUGGAAAUGCCGCAUCCUUUCAGAAUCUAAAGAGUGGAGUUAAAUCUAGAAUACACAUUUUUAGGGGUCGUCCAUUAAUUAUGUAAACAAAAUAGGCAGGAGGGGGGCGUGGUUGGAAAUAUUUAACACACGUUGGAGGAAGGGGGGUUAGAUUAGUUGACGUCAGCAAUCAUUUUUUCACUAUUAAAAUCUUAACAUAUUUUUUUUUACAAGUUUAUUUAGUGUAAAGAGUCCUUUCAUUCUAGAAUAUUAUUGAUAUAAGUUUUAUUCAAUGUAUAUCUGUCUGUGCUCUGCAUAAGGCUGGUCAGAAUGUUAGCACACUGUGUUAGUGCACGAGAAAUAAUAGGUAGCCUCUCUUCACCUGCAUAUUUUGUUUGUCGGAAAUGACUAGGGCUGUAUGUUUUGAGAGCAUGUUGCAGGUAUGGAAAAGCUUACAUCAUCUUGUGCAGUCAAGAUAAAUGAUAUUGAUAGAGUAGGAAUAUGAUAUUUUGAGAAUUAAUUGAAAAUAAAGUGAGUAACAAUAAUAAAAUUGUACAGUCGAAAAGAAAGAUACCUUAUGACUUGGUUUAGAUCUGAGAUUGGGGAAAGGAAAUAAAAUCUGACCUCUAACCUGAUUCAUCUGUACAUUUUACAAAAAAAAAAACAAUCAGUUAUCGACAUAGUUUUUUUUUUAAAGAGGUAUUCAGGGAUAUAAUACAGUUUCAUUUUUUUAAUACACCAAGAAAUGGAAAAACAACACUAUCAUCAGUUGAUAUUUAGGUUUAUUUAGGGGCUUUUCCAAAAAGCGUAAGCAGGAUAGUCAAAAAGAAGGCGAAGAAAUUUGAAUUGAAUUAAAGAAAAAAGAUAAGUUGUUAGCAAAAGAAGAUGCGUUAUUAGCUAAAUAUGCUGAAAAAGCACAGAAAAAACAAGAAAACUGCUCGGCUUCUGAGCAGGUAAUGCUUUGAAAACCUAAAUUGCUUCCAGUCAUUAGGCUGAAAAUGUAACAGUAGAAAAAGCUAUAUAAAAUAUGAAUCACCUAAUGAAAAAAAAAACAGAAAUGUGAUGAAAUGUUUGAAGCUGGUCCAUCCAGUACAUGUAGAGGUAGUAGAAUUGAAGUAGAAUCUUUUAAGUACAAAAUAAAUCCCAAUAUAAGAUACAGGGUAAAAAAUAUCUUCAAGAGUGAUUUGAUUGGCUUGUAUUAGUGGAAGACCAGCGGUGUUAUAACUUUAGACCAGGAAAAGGAACUUAGACAAAAGAAACUAAACAUUGAUGAGCUAGAUUAGAUAUUGAAAAGAAAAAAAAAUAUGAGCAAGAAAAGCAGCAGUUCUGUAGGGAAAAAAAGGAUAUUUGAAAUCAAUUGGGUGCAGAGAAUCCUGAAACAAUCGAUAAAGUAAAGAUCCGACAGAAAGCUAGCCGACCACAAAUUAAAGAAGAUGAGCCACUACUUCUCAAGACAAUUGUUGACAUUGCUUUACAUGGGUCUUCUGAGAUGAGCAAAGCAGAUUUACAUUUAUCUCAAAACUCUUGAUGAAACGACAGAACACUUGAAGAACAAAGAUUUUCAAAUCAGUAGAAGUGUUAAUUAUACUAAAUUAAUAUCAAAACGAAGUUCAUCGUUUGAGGGUAAGCAACAUCUCCAAACUGUGCAAGUGAAAUUAAUUUGAGCACAACAUGAUUCUCACUCGAAGCUCAUAGGUGGCUCAUUUACCGCAUCUACUCUAAAUCAUCUCAAGGAAGUUGCCUCCCUGUUGGGACCAAGAGAAGUGUGCUUCAUCAGCCAAGAGGACAAAGUCAGAGUUGAUAUUGCACUGACAACAGGUGACAAAAAGGCUUCACUUUUAAUGCAUGUUGAAUACUGUGUUAAUUCUCCAGACCCUGACUGAGCUGGGGUUGCAAGGCAUAAACUAAUUCCGUCAGUUUAUGCUGGCAUUGAAAUUCAAAAGGAUGGUCUAGGCAAAACUAAAGCUGUGAACUAUUCAGGUCAAACAUACAUAGCCAUCAGGUCAGGCAAGCAUGCCUCAUCAUCAGCUUACGCUCAUGGACUAGACUAUGAAAAUCUGCUUUAGUUGAUAGAAUUCGACAUUAUCACAAAGGAUGAAAACAAUAAUAUAGUCAUACCUGUUCUUAUCAUGUCUGUGGUUGGUGGACCCGACGAAAAUCCGAGAUAGAUAAAAUUCAUUAAUGUUGCAAUUCAUCAUUUUUCUGAAGCAAAACAUUAAUGGAGUGUUCGUUGAAACAAAUGCACCUGGUAGGAGUGAAUUUAAUCGAGUAGAACGACUGAUGGUUCCACUGUGUAGGGAACUGUCAGGCCUAAUUUUACAACAUGUGCAUUUUGGUUGCCAGCUUGACUCACACGAUUGAACAAUUCAUGAAGACUUUGAAAAAUUAAAUUCUCAAUAUGCUGGCAAACAUUGUCAGAAUUGUGGAUGCAAGUAACAAUUGACAAUUAAAUAAGUCAACAAUUUGUUGGCAAUUAUUGACCUACCCCCCUCCUUGUCAACAAAUGUCAAACUUUCAGUGACCCCCUAAAAUAUCAUGUCAAUCUUUUUAUAACCCCCCUAUCCACGCACACACUCUCACACAAAACAAUUAUAAUAUAAAUAAAUCUUAAUGUAUACUGAGCUAUUUGAUUGACACAUACAAUUGUAAGAAAACCAUUUUAUUACAUAUUUAGAUUAUUAAUAAACAAGUUUAAAAGUCUUUUUACUCUUAACAGUGAUCGGUAUAGUUUUGCAUUGUCAUCCCCUCUAACAACACUACCGCUACUUAUAAACGCAACUAAACGAAGUAAUAAAAUGAUUAUUACGGUAGAAGUAAGCACCUAAAUUAAUAUAACGUUUUCGCAGUUCGUUUACUUGCCUAAUUAAAUGCAUUGAACAUAACUUAUUUAUUUUUUUUUCUUUGUUAACUAUUUAAAUUAAAAAUUUUAAGCUUCCAAGGUUAUAAUCAAGUGUAUAAUAAAAAUAAAUGGAGAUAAACUUACUGAAUUCAUUUUACAGAUCCUUCUAUCUUGUAUUAUCUCCUCUCAUCAAUCUAAAUGAAAACUGGACUAACGAUACUUUUAUUAUUAUUAUAUACUCUUAAAACAAAGCUUUUCGUAAAAUCAUUUAAAACAAGUUUAAUGGAGCAAAGGGGUGUGGAACUGGAAAUUUCAUAAAACGUGCAUUUAUGUAAUGGAAUUUUAAAGAAUCCAAAUGGUGCUCAACCCAAUUCUGUAACGUCAUAUUUUUUAAGUCCCUAAGUUAUAUUAAUAUUGAAAUGUACCAUCCGCUUUUACAAUGCACUUUUUACCAAUAUUUCAGAUACAAAUUGUAUUGAAAAAAAAAUUAUUCAGAAAACAACACAAACAAACAAGAAUAUUUAUAAAUUUGUGUAUAACAAAGUUAAUACAUUUUUUUGACGUUCUCUGCAGUAAAAGAAAAAAAAAAUUCUUAAUCUGCAAUUGACUUUUUAUCGUUUUUAUUUGCCAUUAGCUUUAGAUAACUAUUGUUCAAGUGUCAAAGUAUAUUUGAUACAAACUAUGUCUCAAAAAGUAGAUUUUAUGAAUUUCUUUUCAAUAGAUCAAGAUCAAGUUAGUAUGAUUUUUAAUAUUUCUAAUGUAACAAAUGGAAAAUGUGAGUGCAUGGUAUGGCAAGAAUCAAGGUGCCUACAAAAUACAGCUACUGUUAAUUUUAUAGGUAAGUUUAUUUUAUUUAAUAGUGUUAUACGUUAGUUAAAAAUGUGUACACAUUUUUAAAUUAUAUUUUUAUCAUUAACUUGUUUUAUAUUUUAGAUUUAUUUAAAAAUACCUUCUUCAAAUGUAAACAAAUCCAAAAUGAGUCAUGGUCAAUCCAACGUUCCCGCCACUGGCACCAGCUAGACCUCGUCAUUACUAAACGCUUGGAACUAGCUAGUGUACUUCACACACGCAGCUACCAUAGUGCUGACUGUGACACGGACCAUUAUCUAGUGGCAAGCAAGAUACGACUAAUGCCCACACAAUUGCAUAAUGCUAAAAAGACGUGUCGUCCAUGAAUAAAUAUCCGCUGCUCAAACAACCCAGAAAAAUCGCAGCAAUUCUCAAAAGUGUUGCAGGAUACCCUUGCUAAAGGAUCACACGAUGGGGCUAUUGACUCUAAGUUGAGCCAUUUACGAGAUGCUGUGUACGAUUCAGCCAUGUCCGUCUACUUUAAAAAGAAGCAAAAAAUAAUGACUGGUACGAGGCGCGUUGGAAUGUGAUGGAACCCGUAAUCGAGAGGAAGAGAAGUGCCUUACUUGCCUAUAGGGAAGCACCUUGUGCUAGUACACUGCAGGCUCUCCGAACCGCAAAUAAAUUAUCACAGCAGAAGGUCCGCCACUGUGGCAACACUUACUGGCUAGAACUUUGCAAUUUCAUACAAUCAACUUCAGACAACGGAGAUGCAAGGAGCAUGCACAAGGGCAUCAAGAGGGCAUUUGGUCCACACACGUCAAAAAUAGCACCAUUCAAGUCCAAGAUGGGUCAAAAUAUCAAGAACCCAAAUGAUCAACUCCGGCGUUGGGUAGAGCAUUAUCUUGAUCUUUACUCUACAAUGAAUGUAGUUACUGAGACCGCUCUCCAUAAUAUUCCUGCCUUAUCAGUAAUGAAUGAACUGGAUGAAGAGUCAACUUUAAAGGAGUUUGAAAAAGCCAUCGAUUACCUUGCGGAUGGGGAGGCUCCAGGGAUCGACGGAAUCCCAGCGGAAUUCCUCAAAAUGGAAAACCUAUCCUACUUCAGCACUUACAUGAGCUCCUCUGUCUGUGUCGGGAAACAGUUCACAUCCCCCAGGACAUGAGAGACGCCAAAAUCGUAACAUUGUAUAGAAAAAGGGGACCGAAGUGAUUGCAAUAACUGCCGAGGUAUUUCUCUCCUUGGCUUACCUGGAAAGACUUUUGCCCGUGUUGCCCUUAAAGUUUGCAGAGCCUUGCGAACCGCAUCUACCCAGAGUCCCAUUGUGGCUUCAGGAGUGGGCGCUGAACAAUAGACAUGAUAUUUUCGCAACGCCAAAUGCAGGAGAAAUGUCGUGAAUAGCAUAUGCCUCUUUACAUUGACUUCAUAGACCUGACCAAGGUAUGUGACUUGGUAAGUCGAAGAGCCCUUUUCAGUAUCUUGCAAAGAAUAGGCUGUCCCCUACGACUGCUCACAAUAAUACAGUCAUUUCACAAAAACAUGCACAGCACAGUAACUUUCAAUGGCACCGUCUCUGAGUCAUUUCCAGUUAGCAGUGGAGUAAAACAGUGUGUCUACUGGCACCAAUACUCUUUUCAAUUUUCUUUUCGGUGUUCCUUCAAUUUGCUUUCAGUGACUGUGAAGAUUGGGUGUACGUGCAUACAAGAUCUGAUGGAAGACUUUUCAAUUUCUCCAGUCUUCGUGAAAAGACCAAAAUAAAAAAAGGUGAAUUCGCGAACUGCUGUUCGCUGACGAUGCCGCCUUAACAUCUUACACAGAAGAAGGUCUGCAGGGGCUGUUUAAUCAUCUAUCAUACGCUUGUAAAGAGUUUGGACUUUCGAUUAGUCUACAGAAAAUUCAUGUAAUGAUGCAAGAAGCACCGUCCCCUCCAAUCAUAUCUAUUGAGGGUCAUAAUCUUUCGGAUGUUAAUAAUUUCAAAUACCUGGGAUCCAAUAUUUCUAGUUCUCUCUACGUUGAUGAAGAGAUAAAUAUCAGGAUCGCAAAAGCAGCAGCAACUAUGCUAAACUGAAUAAGCGUGUGUGGAAUAAUCUCAAUCUAACUGAUAAAACAAAAAUACGUGUCUAUCAGGCAUGCGUGCUUAGCACGCUCCUAUAUGGUUGCGAAGUAGGGACCACAUAUACCAGUCAGGAGCAGAAACUCAACAGCUUCCAUCAAAGAUGUUUGCGUCGCAUUUUGCGCAUUCGUUGGCAGGACAGGGUGCCUAACGUGGAGGUCAUGGAACAUGCACACAUGUUUAGCAUGCUUUCCUUUCUUAUCAAGAGACGCCUUCGCUGGUCAGGUCAUGUACGGAGAAUGGAGAAAGGACGUAUUCCAAAGAUUCUGUGGAAGGAGAGUUGGCAGAGGGGACAAGACAUAUUGGAUGACAGCGCCUGAGAUUUAUUGACGUUUGCAAACGAGGCAUGAGGGAAGCCAAUAUUGAAACAAACGAAUGGGAUUUCAUUGCCGAACAUCGCUCCAACUGGCAUACAGAAUUGUUUGGAGGAGUGAAAAGGGCAGUAGUUACUGGAAACGAGGCCCUCAAAUCAAAAAGAACAAUUCGAAAAUCAAGAAUUAUGCGAGACAUUCUAUUUAGUAGAAUCCUGUUAUUUCGCCAGCCUAGGGGUUUGCAAAAAAGCUUCGAGAUAAAGGAUGUUUGAGAUUUACGAAUACCAAUUUCGAGGAAAUAUAUUAACAUGAAGUAGUCAUUAAAAACAGAAUUUCGACACAUGAGUCAAUCAAAAUCCUUAUUUUAUUUAAAGGACGUGGUUAGAUCUCGUGAUACACCAGGUAGGUCAGGAAAAUACCAAAUUGUGCUUAAAAUUAUCGGCGAUUGAAAGCUUCAGUUUCUUUCGUAAUUUUCUUAAUGACCAUAAGUUAUAUUUAUCUUGAACCGGAAUAAUUAAGCUUUCCACAGAUACCAAAUACAUUUGGAUUGGGCGAUUCCAAUACUCAUAACAAAUGGGUAAAAACACUCCUUCAUGGGGCAUUGUUGACAAUUUUCGGAUUCUUUCAUACCUGUAUAUUACAAUAAAUACGUAAUUUUAAUUGUCAACACUUGUUUAUUUGUUGUUUGCUAUUUCUUUUUGCGGAGUUAAAAAGUUGGCGAUUGGUCAUGGGGAUCAAGAUAACAGAGGCUAUGUGGCCGAUUUAACCUCUUUUGUGCUCGAGAUAUUUUGGUUCGGCGACAUAAAAGAUUCGACAUUAGAAAGGAGAAAAUUCCAAGACAAAUAUAGAAAUUGGCGGUUGAACUUCAUCGUUGCAAGGACACACUGAGCGGCACUAAAUGGCUUCAGAAUAAACCAUACUUCAUUGGUGCAAACAGCGCAGGCUAGUGCCAUCUGGAUAUCAGAUGUUGAGAAAGGGGAUACAUCUCAUGAAGCCAUUAGGAUAGCCCCAGCUGAUACAUAAAAGUUUGUCCGAAAAAGCAACAUUAGGUCACCGACUGCAACAACUAUCCCUUGCCUGUGGUGCCAAAGAUUAUUCCGAGCACGGAUCGGAUAAGUAAGACACUAACGAGAUAACCGUAACUCACCCCCCCCCCAACAGGUUGGUUCUAGUCGAUUUUGCGGACGAAAAACAACAACAAUGUACAUUAAUAUAUAUUUUUUGUUGAAUAUUUAUCUUUAGGAUCAAUACAUAGAUAUCAUUUUAAAAGAUAAAUGCUAAUAUGCCCGCUGCAGUCAAGGCGCAUCAAAUAAUUUGUACAAAAUGACAAAAUUUGUUUCGUUAUGUCUAUUUCUUAUGAGGCAAGGCAUCCAAUAUUGAAUUUAAAAGGUUAAUGCUAAAAUAAUUUAGUAGACAAUUUUAGUUAUACAACUUUACAGAUUAUGUCAUCUACUUUAUUUGAUAACUUUUUUUUUCAUAUAUUAAAAUAAAAUUUUACAUUAAAAAAAAAACAACACUACAUUGAUUAUGUAUCACAAAAGGCUUUAUGUAAGAUAAGCUGUUUUCUUUAGUUGAAGAUUUAGAAACUUCUCCCGUCAAAGGCCAGUAUUUCGAAAAAAUGUACAUAGGAGUUGGUGUCACUGCUGGCGGUUUGGUAGUGAUCAUCUCUUUGAUUUUUAUUUCUCACAGUUUACGUAAGUAUAAUUUAUUGGUUUUUUUAUUUUUAGAGAUAUAAAUACAUAUAAGUAACAUCUAAAUUGUUUAUCCAUCAAAUUCAAGUUAUAUAUAUAUAUAUAUAUAUAUACAUAUAUAUAAUGAAUUAAUGCAAAUAAAUUAUAUUUUUCAAAGAAAUAUUGUGUACAGAAAGAUCAUUCCUUUUUUUCAAAUUCAUUUUUAUGUUAUUUCUCACUCCGCCCAAUCGAGGCGUGAUCAAGUUGAGUUAUAAUUGAGUGAGGCCUGAUGUCGGCUCAUAUUAUGAAUUUUAAUGUCUCCCUAAUAAAGUCAAUCCACCAAUGGUAUGGUUUUCCACUGGCGUCCAAACGGAAUGUCUGACACUUUAAGCUUUCAAUAUAGGUUUUUAACAGAAAUUCAGUCCAGGUGGCCUAACACAUUUAAUUGUAUAACUAUUAUUACUUACCGUUAUAAUUUCGAAUAUUUAAUUUAUUUAUAGAUUUUGCUCCUAAAAUAUGUGCUACAUAAAAAGGGCUGAGAAAAAAAUCAGUAAUUUUCGUUGUUUAUUGUUGUCCUUUUUUCGGAUUUCCAUACUUUGUUCCACUCAUUUCUUGUCCCCCUACCUUAAUGUUGUCUCUCCCCUUUAGUAUUAUAUUUUGUAAUCAACGAAUAAUUAUUAAAAAAAACAUAACUUUUCUUUUUUUUUAAGACCAACGUCUUUUAAAAAAGACAUCAAGGUAA
Molecule: messenger RNA, 47278 nt
Organism: Lymnaea stagnalis (great pond snail)
Lineage: Eukaryota; Metazoa; Mollusca; Gastropoda; Lymnaeidae
Source: the annotation of a GenBank genome assembly